AUGGUUGCCCUGGCAAGUACGGUACAUCUUUUAAGAUCUCUUAUGCUUCCCCAGAAUGUUGAGCGGGUGGGGAUUUCUCCAGACUUUGCCCUGAAUCAAGCUAUUUCCCAAAUGUCUCCAAAGCUAGGGUAACAGGGGUGUCCCCCUCCCACUGCAACUCAGAGCUGGGAAGGAGGAUAGAUCACCCCAUUGGUUGUGCUGACCUUGAAGGUUUUCAAGUACUUCCAAAGCCUAGUCCACAUUACAUUAGUCGUGCAUAGGCCACAUUACAUCACCUGCAAACUCCACCAAUCUCUAUAUGCUUCGCCCCUGUAAAUUCAGGUUUACUUGAUCUGGAGAUAAUCCAACAAGUUGGGGAAAGUGGAACUCCAAACCUCUCAACUUGGGGUCAAAGACUAUUUGUUUUGGUGUUUUGGGGUGACUGUAUCAAUUGUCACUUUCUGCUACUCCCUUUUCCGUGCCCAUUACUUCCUUAGUGCUUUCAUUUCAUUUCCAACCAUGCUGUAACUAUUUAACUAUGUACUUCUUCUGAUCCCUCAGAUUUGUCCCCAAACCAGAAAACUGCACAAGCAAACCACACUAAAUAUUUCUGCCACAGAUAUUGUGCAGCAAUCUGAAAAGUGUGUUGAGAAUGCACAACUGCAUUCAUUUCUUUUCCAGCCAACACACUCCUGAACCAGAGAGUGUAGAUUUAUAUGUAUGGGUUUAUAUUAUUUUGAUCCCUCAAAUUUGCACAGAUCCAGAAAACUGCAAAAGUAUGUGCUGAGAAUUUUCAAUUACCUUACUGUGUUCAGUUCAGCACUUCCUGACUGGGCAUUUUUUUGGGUGGGGUAUUGGUGUUGGGGGGGGGAGCAACGUGCAAGCGCAGCUAUCUGUGUGCAUACCCUGUCAGUACUAUCCGUGCAGUGAAAUCAGCAAUUUAGAAAGUGGGGGCUAACACAAAAGGGAAGAAGUACUGGUAUGAAUUUGAAUGGGAAAAGUAGAUUAACAGGUAAAUACUGUUCAUAUGUGUCUGGUGGUGGUGGUGGGGGGAUGCUUAUGCCCAAAAGAGAAGGAAAUACAUUUUAAAAACAGAAUGCACACAACUUCCCCCAAAAUGUGUGAAACCUUUUUCUCAGAGUUAGGUUAUCUCCACUUUUCACAAGGUGCCGUAUUUGGAAUGUAAAUAACCACAGCAUUUACUUUUAAGGAAAUCUGCACUGCAGCAUUGCAGAUAUAUUUGCAGUUUGUCUUUGGCAGGGUGAAGGCAGCAUGUGGUAUUGAAUUUAUUGAUCAGGGCAUUGAUGUUUUACGAAGUGCAUUUUGGCACUUUUCAACAGCAUAUUCAGGGAGAGCUGGAGAUGAUUUACCCUGUAAAACUUUAAGCUAUCCAAAGAAUACACAUAUAAAAAUAUUUGCAAAAAGGCAAGGAAUGGUACUCAAUGAGAGUUAAUUGUAACUGGAGCAAACUCCCUCCUGCAAUAUAGGGAUAAUAACGCUGCCCUACUUUUAGAGAGGGUAAUCACACUGAGAUAAUGUGUGUGGAGCACUUAGAAUGCUUGAAGUGUGGUUUUAAAUGCUAAGUAAACAUCAAGUAGUCUGCACUGGUGCUUAUUGCUUCUGUUCAUUAUAUUAAAGCACAAUGGAAACUCAUUUGAAUAAAUGGUGUUUGAAAUCAUAUUCACAUUGCUCUCCUGAAAAUGGCCAUUCCCCCUUGAUAUAACAGCUUGCCAGGUUGACUGAUCAUGGAACAUCGCCCCAUGCCAUAUCAGGGAAUUUUCCACACAGUUAGAAUCAUACCACACAGGGCACCUUACGUGGCAUGCACAUAUGAAAGUAGCCCAGCAGCCCACUUCCUGUUGCAGAGCACUUAAUGUGAUGGAGUAGUUUUGCAGGAGAGAAGUGUUGGGUGAGGGAGGUUUCUUAGCCCUUUGCAGGCCAGCUGCUUUCCCCUGAACACCCCACCCCCCAAAUACUUGUACCACAGGUUUACUUUGCAGACAUGAAUCUGGAAUCAUGCAGUGGUAAAAGCAAAUUGGGUGGGUGACCAAUAUGGCAAGAGUUAAGUAACCCCCUUUCCCACAGUUCUUUGCUGCAGAGUUGACCUUUUUGGGCUUCUGUUACACAUGACUGUUGCCUGCCUUGCUUGCAAUUUUGCCCUAAGCCUGUUAUGGGUUAUAGGUUUAGGUUUGUUUCAUUUAGCAUUGUGCAGUCAGGGUUUAUGCAGUGUUUGUGGUGUAGUUUAGCUUAAAGGCCUCCUGUAAUGUCAAGUCCCUUCAGAAUGGAUGGGGAAUAUAUACAGGAGGAAUGGACUUACUACAGAGUUGUUGGUGGAUAACAUUCACGCUGCUUUCUUCCAGCUAAAUUUCAGGAGCAAGCGCCUGGAUAAUAUAUGCUCCAAUACACAAGUUAGAGAACACUUAACUUAUCAAGAGCAAGGAACUGAAAUUGAUUAGUUCACGGGCAAAGUGUGCAGAAUCCCUUUGUUGGUUUCACUCCCAAACAAAAGUCUAGCCAGAGUCCCAAGGCAAAUUGCAAAACCUGGGUUCUGGGAUGAAACUGAGUAGUGACUUCUUAAUCCUUUGGUUUUGAAAACAAGUCAGAUUCUCUGUGAAUCUAACUUUUUGAAGACCGAGAACUCGGUUUAGGAUUGAAACAUGGGGCAGGGAUGCCAGACACUUGUUGGGUACCGGGCCACUCCCUCAGCCAUGUACCAUAAGGCAUUUAAAGCACAUGCUUAUUUGCUUAAUAAAAAACUGUAUUUUCUUUAAGUUGGGUAUAGGAGUCCUAACAUAAUCACUGCAUAUGCUGGGUUUAAGGGCAAGAGAGGAAGCAAAUUCAUGACAACAAAUGAAUUGCUUUCUGUAAUGUGAUGCUUGGCUGUUAAGUAAUCUGAACAGUUCCUUGAACUUUGCAAUUUCCACAUGUAUUAUAUAUACAUAUGUACAUACAUAUAAAAGAAAGGUACCCAGUUUCCUAAAGAUCAGAAAUAUGUUUUGUAACUUUCACUGAAAUGGGAGAGUAGACUUCGAUAUACUCAUAUUUUUUCCUUUCCCCUUUUUAAAAUUGGUGCAUGUCACGUGACCCUCAUGUGCUCAAGAGAUUUCACUUCCUUCUCAGAGCAACUCAUCCAGAAAUGUCUGUGGAAAGGAUUUCCUACAAUACUUUAGCUAGUGUUUAAGGCUGCCACAGGAAGCCUCUUGGUGUUUGCAGAUACUGACUUCCAGAAGCAAUACUUUAGGAGCUGGAAAGGGCUCUUGAUUUAAAAGUAAUCACAUCAUUGAAUUCCCUGUCAAACUGAGGAAUGGCUUGGCAGCUUCAAAAGUACUAUUUGUUUCUUCUUAAAUUCAUUAAUUGGAUCAAAUGUUUAUCAACCCAAGGGAGCACUUCCCAGUACCAACAAAGAAGUGUUGAAAUUGCACCCUUUUGAUCCUUUUGGCGUAGGCUAGCUUGUAAGUGGCAUUCUAAAGAGCUGAUAUUUUUACAGUAUUUUCAUUAAGUUCAACAGAUGAGCAUUACCAGGAGAUCCCUUUUUUUAUUUUUCAGGUUCUGUGACCAUUCAGCCUGGGAGGAACAGUGGUGUAUCACCCGUGGAAAACAAAUUAAGGCAACAUGGAUAUCUCGAUUCUACAGUUGUAUUGAACAAGUACAGAAUUUGGUACUAGUUAUCCUAGGAUUUUUAGCUUUUCAUUGGAAACCUAGAAAGGUAAGCUUCUAGUUUUUAAGUCUGUGGCAAAACUGAAAUAAAAAAACAUAAUGUUUGGGCAAGUUCUGGUGGUAUCUCAGAAGGUGUAUGUGUAUUGAGCAGAGAUUUUCAGUCAGUGCGAGACUGCAGGGAAGUUCUGCAAAUGUCUGCAGAGAUGAUGAGUGUGUCUUUCAUCCUACCAUAUCUAGCAGUCACAAAAUAGCUGCAUUUGUUGGAUUCGCAUAAUUUAUAUAGGUUGCACUUUUUAAAGCACAGAAUAUACCCUUUGUUUUAGUAACAGCUAUCAUAAUAGGAUAUUUUAGAGAUUCAAAAACCAUUGAAGAUGCAUUUAAGACAAGCAAUUGUGAUAGAAAAUGAACUGUUUAUAUCCAAAACUAGGUCUGUGGGUUCGAUGUUCCCUAUCACUGUGGUACUGUUGACUAGAGUUCUUGUUUUUUGUUUUAACUGAAUCCUGGGGCACACUGCAAAUACACAUGGUGUGAAAGUUAAUUUGAACAUGACUGGCAAGUAUAUUAUGUGAAGUAAAUGUGCACCCUAGAAAAUGCCCCAGAAUCUUCUGAGACGCUUGGCAUUCCAUGACUGUCAAGCAGGGGUCUGUGUGGAAAAUGUUUUCUAUAAAUGGAAAGUUUGCAAACCAAUUGCUUGCUAUUUUAAAAGACCUGGGCAAUUAAGCUUCCUACAGCUUUCCCUUUCCAUUUUGUUCCUUUUGUGGUUUAAGUUAAGCAGAUGCUAGAAAUGGAUGGUGCUUCGGAACACAAGGAAAUGAAGUCAAAACAAGUCCUCUUGACUAUACAUUGGCCCAGUUCAAAUGAUAAUUCAAGGCUAUGAAGCCUUGAAUGAGUGUUAGGGCCAAGCAUGCCUCAUUUAUCCAGAAUGUAGGACAGGCAGCAAGAUAUUGUAUUCUCUCCCCAGCCCUCAAGAAGUGAAACUGAGGCAUGCUGGAAUUCCUGGGUCAGGCAGGAGAACUGUGAAGACAGCAAGCAUGAGACAGCCCACCAAAUGGUUUCUUGGUGACUGGAAUAAGGAUUUCUGCUUCAGCUAGCAAAGUACCAGGGGAAGUGGGAACUGAAGUAGAGUCUUUAAAAUGACAUUUGAACCGCUGCAACCAGCUGGGACCUCUACUUCAGCAGGAAGGUGUCCAAAGAAAUGGGAACCAGGGGUAUUGAAGGAAAAGCAGGGAAGUCAGACCCCUGGAAUCUGACUGACAGCAUGAGUGAUUCAGCAGAAGUGCCAUAUUUUUCCUUCUAUAAGAUGCCCCCAUGUAUAAGACGCCCCUAUUUUUGGGGACUCAGAUUUAAGAAAAUGGGGGGAGAUGUAUCCGUGUAUAAGACGCCCCCUAAUUCUUGACAUUAUUUUUUAGGGGGGAAAACCUAGUCCUAUACACGAAAAAAUACGGUAAUUUCAGGCAGAGUGGAUCUAUGCAACUGGAACCAUUUUUUUGCUGCAAGCCUAGAGGUUUUUAGACCCUUUUGGACAAAAGCUUCAUAGCAGAUAGCAGAGCUGUCAUUCCUCAUUUCCUGUCCUUGGUAUGAGAACAUUUUGUGUGGUCCACCCUGAUAGGAUUAUUAUUAUUUUUUGCUCCAUAACUCUUCUUCUAGUUUGAUUAGAGCAAGACUUGAAUAGAUUGUAGAAAGCUGUACCCAGUGCAUUUGACUGGCAACAUCAUCUCAGUUGAGAUGACCGACUUCUUUAGCUGCUUUUUCCAUCAGGUCUCAAGCACCCUCCAUGCAAAGUGAACCAAACUGGAGCAAUUUUUAAAAACCAUAUCAAUAGUAUUGGUGUGAAACAUCUCCCAGGUUCAUCACCUACUAGACAGGGUCUAGCCAGCCCUGGUACACAUCCCUAUCUGGAGAAGUCAGAGAUUGAACCUGGGACUGUAUGCAUUGCAUGGUCUAUAGUCAGUUGCUUUAGGCAUUUCCUUUUUGUGGUCCACCUCUCAACUCUAGGAAUCAACUCUUGAUCAUUUUAACCCUUCCUUUUCCCAAUUGCAUUUCCUUUUUAUCCAUCCCCCCACUGCAGCAGGGGAGGGGAAUAUGUAAAUCUUUCCCUUACACCACAAUUCCAACGAAAACCAUCCCUUCUAACGUUGGGAAUGGGGGGAAAAGAGUGACUGCUUGCUUGACUACACAAUGCUGUUUUGAUUCCAGAAGUCUAGAAUCAGAGUCACUAGCUUGCUUGUAGAACAGCAAUGACCAGUUGCAUACUAAAUCAUCCACACCUUGAAGUACCCUUUGACCCAAGUUUCCAGUUCAUUCUCCUUUCUCUGUAACUUGUUUCACUACUGUCACUUCUUUUAUGGAGUAAACCUGGUGACGAGGGAUGGGAUUGCUGAAUGUGCUGUGCAUCUGCACCCCAGUCACUGCUUACCGAAGGCUUUUCUCAGCCUCCUCCACUCCUCUUGUUACCACAGCCUUGUAUCAUGAGUAAACAGGCUUGCUGGUGGGAGAAACUGAGUUAAUAAGAUAAUAAACUGAGAUAAUAAACUGACGUCAGGUGAAUGUAAUAGGUUUGACAAGGAGGGCAGCUAUAAUGUUUAGUGUCACAGAAGGGAGAACAGCUCUUUGUGAGUGUUGUUUGCUUGUUUGAAAGCAGAGGUGUUUAUAGGCUAGUGUGGUGCUGGAUAUGAGAGCAAUCCUUAGCCUCUGAGUCACAGGAAAAAGGGCAUAGUGUGUUCUACUUAGAUCAUGGGAUUUGAAAUCUGAGUAUCUUUUUACUAAGUAAAAACCCUGAAUGUCUAAAAAUAUCAUGAUAGUUUGUUUUAUAAGGCACGGCCAGGAUAACAUGUCCCAAGUCCUAGAAGGAAUAAAGAAGAAAAGCAUAGUCAUGAAAAGUUGGACUGCUGCGGUUUUCUAUAUAUAACUGGAAUGAACUGGGUUUGAGGGGUAGUUUUAUAAAUAUGGAUGCAAAGACGCAUUUUGCUUCUUGGCAGUGUUAACCUCUCAAGUUGAGCAAGAGGCUCUUUAUGCAUGCAUAUAUAUGGCCUUUGUACAGGAGGUUAGCUCCUACACAUACACAUCACUUAGUACCCUCUAUCCAGAGAAGCUGGAGGUGUCUGAGGACACAUUCCAGCCAGGCAAAAACAGGUUGAGAAGCAUAAACAGUGAAGGGUGUGACCUGGGAGAGUUCCAAGGGCCAGGUACAGAGAGGCCUGGGGGCCACAUUUGGUCCCUGGUGCUGAGGUUCCCCAUUCCCAGUCAUGGAUGCCAUGACUUAAACCUUAAUCUGAGCUACAGAAAUGCAACACUUCCUUGAAGAAUGAGACUGGUCUAUUUUAAAAUGACUUGGCUUCCCUUAAGAUUUCUACAAAGUAUUUCUUCAUAGCUGGAUUCUGUGAAUUCCCCUGAAAGUUUGUGGCGGCAGAGGCUGAGUAAAGGUAAAGGUAAGGGGACCCCUGACCAUUAGGUCCAGUCGUGACCGACUUUGGGGUUGCGGCACUCAUCUCGCUUUACUGGCCGAGGGAGCCGGCGUACAGCUUCUGGGUCAUGUGGCCAGCCUGACUAAGCUGCUUCUGGCGAACCAGAGCAGCGCACGGAAACGCUGUUUACCUUCCCGCCGGAGCGGUACCUAUUUAUCUACUUGCACUUUGACGUGCUUUCGAACUGCUAGGUUGGCAGGAGCAGGGACCGAGCAACGGGAGCUCACCCUGUCAUGGGUAUUCGAACCGCCGACCUUCUGAUCAGCAAGUCCUAGGCUCUGUGGUUUAACCCACAGCGCCACAUAACUUUUAAUUCUGGCAGUUAAAAACAAAUGCACGGCUGGAAAGUUGCACAAAAGAAUGAAGCACCUUAAAUGUUCUUUAAUUACCUUGUCUUUGUUCAUGUUUAAAAUAUAUUUCUGUUUUAAAAGCUAGCUAUUUCAAUAGUUUCUUCUUCUUCCUCCUCCUCCUCCUCCUAUUUAUUUAAAAUCUCCAUCCAUCUGGUGAGAAUAACUCAUAUUCUGGAUUUAUGCUGGAGUGAAAGCAUCUCAUUUGCCAAGGAGGCAAUUUGUUAUGAUGGGAAAUCGUUCUGUUGUGAUAGUGGUGUAAGCAAAAUAUUUUAUUCUGGGCAAAUAGUUUAUAAUAGUAUUAAUUAGAACAGAAAUACCCAAACUAUGUGCCAGAGCACAACAGUGUGCCAGGAGGAAACUGCUAUUGUGCAGAAGAGACUAAAAAUCCAUUACUGGAUCCAUUCCCGUCACUUGACACUCACGUGGCCUCUUUGACAUGAAGUGCCUUCCAUCAGCGAGGGAAAUAGUUCAGAAUGGUGGGAACUCAUGGUAUAAUUCAGAAACCUCAUCCUGAAUAUAUGCAAGGGAAUGCUAUAUUUUAUGAACAUUUAUUAUGGUUACUUCUUACACUUUGUGCCUUUAAAAAAACAAAAACAAAAAACAGAAUGGCUCUAAAUUCGUCCUCUUCUAAAUGCAUAUAAUUGAAUCUCUUUGAAAACCCCAAUUUCACACCUGAUGCUAUAACGGCAGUUAAGCUCACAGCGAUAAAGGCAUGUGAUAUGAUUGGAAGACUAAAUAGACAUGUGUAUUUAAAAAUCAAUAUCAAUUUUGAAUGCUCAGACUCAGUAAUUCAUUGUGUGGUUUUUUUCCAGAUGGGACAAUAAAGCUGCUUUAAGAAAUGCAAAAUACCAUGCUCUCACCCAAGAAAACAACAGCCCGCUGUAAGUAAAAAGAUGUUUGGUGCAAAAUGUCACACACAUUAUGAAAAUUUACUACAAUAGGGAGCUUCUUGUAAGCUGAAUCAUAACUCAAGAAUUCAAGUGGGUGAGACCUGGAAUUUUAAUCACAUUUAAAUCUUGUAAAUCUUUGUUGAAAUUGUUUUGUUUUUGUGUGGGGGAAAAAACUUUUUAGAGAUUAUAACUUGCUCAACUUGGUGACCUCCAGAUGGUGUUUUGACUAUAACUUCCAUCAGCUACAGCCAAUAUGACCAACGUCAGAGACGGUGGGAGCUGUGAUCCAAAACUUCUGAGGGACAACAUAUUGGCCAAGGCUGCUCCAGGGUGUGGCUCACCCAACACAAUACUGAUUUCUUCCAUAGGGAUGAUCAAACACAUGAAUGGAUACUGAGACAGAUAUUUAGAUCCGUAGGUCACCAUUGGUCUUGCUUGGAUGUGACACCAUGGUUUAACAUUAACAAAUAUGAGCCUAGGCCUGGCAUGCUCCUACGUCUAUCUCUUCUGGUGCAGCCACAAAGAGGAGUUCGGAAUAUUUUACAUAAGUUUUUGAUUAACCACAGCUUGGCAUAACAUCCAAUCCCAAACAAAUGUGUGGUUAAUCUUUAAAGGUAAAAGUAAAGGGACCCCUGACCAUUAGGUCCAGUCGUGGCCGACUCUGGGGUUGCGGCACUCAUCUCGCUUUAUUGGCCAAGGGAGCCAGCGUACAGUUUCCGGGUCAUGUGGCCAGCAUGACUAAGCCGCUUCUGGCAAACCAGAGCAGCGCACGGAAACGCCGUUGACCUUCCCGCCGGAGCGGUACCUAUUUAUCUACUUGCACUUUGACAUGCUUUCGAAAUGCUAGGUUGGCAGGAGCUGGGACUGAGCAACGGGAACUCACCCCGUCGUGGGGAUUCGAACUUCCAACCUUCUGAUCAGCAAGCCCUAGGCUCAAUGGUUUAACACACAGCGCCAUCCGCGUCCCUAUUGGUUAAUCUUUACUAUUGUUUAAAUAAGCCAGCUUGAAAACAUAGUUUAUACAUUUGGCUCGUUUCAACAAACGCUAAAGAUAAACCACCAUGUAAGGGUUGGACGGUACACUAAACUGUGGUUAAUCUAAAACGGAGGUGGAAGCUUCUGAUCUUCCUAAAGCUGUGGCAGAAGAAUGGAGCAUUUGAGUUUGAGGCUCAUUGUUAGUAUAAAACAUGGUCUGAACAUAGUCAAUGUGUGUGACACCGCCUGCUUGUCUGGAGCAAAACCAUGUAGUACUUUGUGCAAAUUCUUUGACUGCAGCCGAGAAUCAAGACUCUUACUAAGUGGGUGUUUUUCAUUGACAUAGGCAGCUUCAGGUUAUGUAGAUUAGACCAUAGCCCUCUUCUGACAUUUCAGCCUGGACACAUAAGGGGAAAACACCCCUUAUGGAGAGGAUCCUAAGAGGGGAGAAGGUGAGUGGCACCAGACAUGUCUACUUGACCCUCAACCUUCAUGUUUUUAGGGUAAAGGUCUGAAGCAGGCCUGUGUAUUUUUCUGAAUGUGCUUGCAGGCCUCCUCAUAAUUGUGAACCCUGAGAAACUAUUAUCAUUUUGAAAGCAUCUAAAAUAUAUGGUGAGGUCUGCUGAAGCAAAUGGUCUCCUGUUAAAAUGGUAAAUUAAUUCUUCUUUAAUGCUACCAUUAAAAUAAUUUGAGCCUUUGCUGUUAAAAUCAGCAUUUAAACAAACCUAGUUUGGAUCCUAUUUCAGAUUGUGUUUUGUUUUCAUUCUGCCUUAGCCUGCUGUCAUAAGGGCUGCAAGUGAAGACGACACUCUAUUUUGGUCCUUCAUCAAGGCUUUGCUGUGAUCAAACAGUGAAAAGAGGCGUCUUCCCCAUGACAACAUGUCAGCAAAAGAUAUCAGCCCCCGCCAUGGUGCAAAAUCCCGCACUGUGCAGCGGGCCUCAACUAUUGAUGUCACGACUGACAUGUUAGAUUUGUCUUUGGCAGGUUAGUAUCUUUUCUUCCUACCUGUGUCCUCAUGGUUGUAUUGAAUUCUUACUUUGUCUUGCUUUUCUGUUUGAAAUUCUAGUUUUUUAGACAGUCCCCUCCCCCCUGCACCCAGUGCUGGUAAUGAAAAGAUUAAUUUGGGAACACACACACUGUUAGUUAUAUUUGUAUCUUUUCCCCAUGUUAUAAGCAGCGGGCAUGAUACAAGGACAGUGGGGAGGAUACAGUGGUGCCCCGCAAGACGAAUGCCUCGCAAGACGAAAAACUCGCUAGACGAAAGGGUUUUGUGGUUUUUGAGCUGCUUCGCAAGACGAAUUUCCCUAUGGGCUUGCUUUGCAAGACGAAAACGUCUUGCGUUUUUUGCAAGUUUGUUUCCUUUUUCUUAACACCGUUAAUACAGUUUCGACUUGACUUUGAGGAGCAACUCAUAGAACGCGGUGUGGUAGCCUUUUUUGAGGUUUUUAGUGAUUUUUGAAGCUUUUCCAAAACUUUUCUGACACCGUGCUUCGCAAGACGAAAAUUUCGCUAGACGAAAAAACUCGUGGAACGAAUUAAUUUCGUCUUGCGAGGCACCACUGUAGUAGAUUUGGGAGCAGUAUAAAUAAGAGAAGUGAGUGGAAGUGAGAGCUGGACCAUAAAGAAGGCUGAUUGCCGAAGAAUUGAUGCUUUUGAAUUAUGGUGCUGGAGGAGACUCUUGAGAGUCCCAUGGACUGCAAGAAGAUCAAACCUAUCCAUUCCUAAGGAAAUCAGCCCUGAGUGCUCACUGGAAGGACAGAUCCUGAAGCUGAGGCUCCAAUAUUUUGCCACCUCAUGAGAAGAGAAGGCUCCCUGGAAAAGACCCUGAUGUUGGGAAAGAUUGAGGGCACAAGGAGAAGGGGACGAUGGAGGACGAGAUGGUUGGACAGUGUUCUCAAAGCUACCAGCAUGAGUUUGACCAAGUUGUGGGAGGCAGUGGAAGACAGGAGUGCCUGGUGUGCUCUGGUUCAUGGGGUCACGAAGAGGCGGACACGACUAAACGACUAAACAACAACAUAAAUAAGAGACAGAAAAGUGUUCAAGAGACAGAAAAAAGAGACCAGUCAACACUGAAUUUAUGUCGUUACGAACUUUUGUACCAUUGUCAGUUCUUCCCAUAGCAUUGCCUUAAAAUUUUUGAUUGAACAAUUUUGCCUCAGAAGCUGUAGAUUGGUCUUUCAUCCAGACCAAAUUUCAUGCAUGACCAAAUGCUUUUAUAUGCUUAAUAUGAUCUUUGAUCAUUUUUCUUUGAACACUUUUAGGCCUUUUAUUUUCUCAUUCAUUCUGGAAGUGCUUUGAAGUGUGUGUGUGUGUGUGUGUGAGAGAGAGAGAGAGAGAGAGAGAGAGAGCGUGUUUACCUACUAUUUGAGAUACAUAAGAUUGAAGUUCUAGGUGAACUAUUUACAUAGUUAUUUGAAUAAGUGAUUAAGUGUUUACUUUUUACUUUAUUUACCCCUAAAUUGUCCUUGCAUCCUUAUGGGAGUGUAAGACUAUUUUAAAAUUGACUUAAUCUGUAUAUCUUUAUACGUUUAUGCUAAUCUUUGUACUUUGCAGGUAACAGCCAAGAUCCGGAUGAGCCAAUCUUAGAAUUCAGUUUAGGUGAGUAGUUCCAUUGUCCGGAGACGUCACUUCCUGAUUCACAUGGAGAAGCCUUUUUCAAGGGAGCCCAGCGACCGAAGCCCGCAGCUGUAUUGAGGCAGCACUGGGUGUUGAAAUUUUGCGCCCCUAACCAUUUUGUGUCCAGGGCAACCACCCCGUGGCCCUUUCCCACACUGUGCCACUGAGGCAGACAAGUGAAAAAUGGGCAUUCCCUUCCCCUUUAUACUUUGCAUAUAUUUGCGUGACAUGGUGUGUAAGCCGUAUUGUUUCUUUCCUAUAGCUUGCAGCGAGCUCCUUACCCCAUCGCUAGAUAGAAAGCCAAAUAGUUUUGUAGCAGUGAGUGUAACUACACCACCUCAGGCAUUCUGGACAAAGCAUGCUCAGACAGAGAUUAUUGAGGUAAGUAAUACUACGUUACCCGCUGCGCCAGCCAAAGCACCACCAGUUAAUCUUAGUUUUCCACACGUAACUUUUUCUCUUCUUUUUUUUUUUUAUUGCAGGGAACAAGCAACCCUAUCUUUCUAAGCAGUAUUGCCUUUUUUCAAGACUCUCUUAUUAACCAGAUGACACAAAUAAAACUUUCUGUAUAUGAUGUUAAAGAUAGAUCUCAGGGAACUGUAAGUCCGAUUCACCAAAUGUCUUCUCUGUCAUUCAUGUUCAAUGUAAACAAAAUGUUGCAUAUGCCUUCGGUCUGAGGUACACUGCCUGUUUUCCCCCUUGAAGGCCAGCACUAACAGUGUAAUCCUAACCUUAUCUACUCAGAAGUAAGUUGUGUUGAAUUCUGCGGGGCUUAGGUAAAGGUAAAGGGACCCCUGACCAUUAGGUCCAAUCGUGACCGACUCUGGGGUUGCGGCGCUCAUCUCGCUUUAUUGGCCGAGUGAGCCAGCAUACAGCUUCCGGGUCAUGUGGCCAGCAUGACUAAGCCGCUUCUGGCAAACCAGAGCAGCACACGGAAACACCAUUUACCUUCCUGCCGGAGUGGUACCUAUUUAUCUACUUGCACUUUGACGUGCUUUCGAAUUGCUAGGUUGGCUUACUCUGUGGGGCUUACUCCUGGCUAAAUGGAGUUAGGAUUGCUUUCUUAGUGCUGGGGUCAGAAACUUGAGGCCUAAGGGCCAAAUCCAGCCCUCUCCAUCCAGCCCUCAGGAGUGUCUGCAGGCCAUGCCUCUCCUCCACAUCACAUCUGUCACUGGCCAUGUUUUUAGGCCUCCUUCAUGUGCUUUUGCUUGGCUGGAAUGUGUCCUUGAACUGUGACAAACCCUCUUGCUUGGAUUGAGGAUGGAGAGAGGGGUUUGUGUUGCCAUUUUUGUGAGGCUAAAAUGUAGCCCACUGUACAAAGUAAGAGUCAUAUCUGUUGCUCCACCCACUAUUUUGCCCCUGGCUCCACCCACCACAGGUAUGUGGUGCCUGGAAAGUUGCCUAUGAAGGAAUUUGGCCCUUAGGUUGGAAAAGGUCCCCACCCCACAACGCCUUAGGAGAUGGUAUUGUUAAAUGAGCAUUCUAAACAUGCGCUUGAAGAUGCUCAUUUUGGGCGACAUCCAAUGAUUCCCUUCCUCUGAUGGACCCUUCCUCUGAUGGAGAGUGGGAAUCUGUGGAUCCAACUGAUUAAAAAUAACCAUGCUUCUCUCUCUCUCUCUCUCUCUCUCUCACUCACACACACACACACACACACACACACUGCCAAAUUGUAGUUUAUAAAACUAGCCAAGGCUUGGUGUGAUGUCUGAAUAGAUAAAAUAUGGUAUGUAUGUAGUCGUCUAGCAAAGCAUAAUCCCAAAGCCCUGCUUUUGAUAUUGCAGCCAUUGUUCUGUCUCUGAAGACUGUUGAAUCCUAGAGACAGAAGUGAACUUAUGAACCUGAAUACUGCACUGAUAGAAAAUGAAGGCAGACAAGCCACUCUAAAUUGUGAUUCGAGUCUUGCAGGCUUUGGAAAGUCAAGCUAUCAUUCUAAAGUAUUUCUAGUGCAGUCUAUAUUCUGGCACGAUGCCAGUACUGAGCCAGAGACAGUGAGAGGCUUUGGUUUCAGACAUCACCUUGAAGCCAUAGGAAUGAGCUUUGUAAAUAGAAAUUAGAAACGUAAUUAGUUUAGGAGUAAAAUGUCCUCUGUGUUGACAAUACUUGUCUUUUCCAGAUGUAUCUAUUGGGUUCUGUGAUGUUCACUGUAAAGCAGCUACUUAAGGAGAGGAACCAUAGGUUGCAUUUAACACUAAGGUUUGUGCUCCAUUUUUGUUCAUUUGAAAAGAAUCAGGCUUCCACAUCUGUGUGUACUAUUGGAAAACUAGGCCAUUUAACUGCACGAUUGAUGCUGUUUAAACUGGGGUCCUUUAUUGCACCCCAGUUCAGAAAGUGAAGUGUCCAGGCUUUUAGGGCUAUGAAUGCUCAACGAGACCUUUUUAAUUUUGUGUUGUAAUGAAAUAAAUAUUGGAACUUCAGAGUUUCCUCUCAUCUCGAGUGGCUGUAAGACAAUUUAAUGUUCAGCACAAAUCUUGCACAGGGCAGAGACUUUCUGGUAAUUCUUCUUACGUUGGUAAAGUAGAAUAUUUGUUUUAUGAUUUUCCCCACCCAGCAUAAAAACAGAGAUUUGAACACCAACAAGUAACCUCAGGAGUCUUUUUCAUGUGCUACUUGUGCGAUGGGGCAACCAUUGAUAUAAAGUAUUAUUUUUAAUCUUCUAAAACCUCAUUCUUCACAGUUGUAUGUGUUCCAAAUCUGCACUUUAAUAAGUUCUGUGGGUUUUUGUGUUUUGUUUAUACUUAGAAAUGAAAGCCAAUUUCAGGGCAUGUCAGAAAAGCUAAUUUAAAUGUGUAUCAGUAAGCCAGCUCCCAGAUUCUGAAGGAAUAUAAAGAUGUAAAUGCAAAACAUUGGUAACGAUUCUGUUUGGCAGAGCUUUCAUAGAUCACAAUGACGAGGAAAUUGCAUCUGGCAAAGUCAAUUACAUACAUGCAUAUAAGUUUUCAGAAGUGUCCUUCUGCACUUCAACCUCAACAUCACAUUUAUUUUUUUGAAUUUUGUCUUAGGCCUUUGGCUUAAUGCCAAAGCAGAUGCAACUGCAUUUGCUAGUAUCCCUUCUCCAUUACAUGUAUUUCCUAUUUCCUCCUUCUCUUCCCGCUUUGUUGCCUGCCCUGUAUUUGAAAUGCGUACUGUAAGCUCCUUGGGGCAGGGACCUGUGCAUUUUGCUUCUGUAAGGCCUGUAAAGCACUACAAAACUAGUACUAUAAGCUCCAAGGGCUGAGAGAAUGAUUUUACCCAACCUUGGAUUGCAAGAGGUUACAAAAUACCCAAGGCUACACAUAUCCAUGCAUUUAGCAUCUUUCUUAUAUUUUAAUAUUUUUAUAUAGCAGUGUUGGAUCCUGAUCUUUUUGUUUGAGGCUCCAUUUAUGUAGCUAGAAAGAGUUAACGACAGAGGAAGCUGUAAGAAUUGGGGUCUAUAGCCAGUUGGCAUAGUAUGUGCAACAGCAAGCAAUCAGUAGUCCUAGCUGAUGGAUCGCAGCAAUGAUGUGUGUGUUGCAGAUCUGCUGAAAGUGAUCGUGUUGGUAACAUUACAGUCAUAGGAUGGCAAGUGGAAGAAAAAACAGACCAAAGGCCUCCAGUUACCAGGUCUCCUGACACCAUCAAUGGAAGGGUGAGUGAAUAUCUUGCCCUCCUUCUCAAGACAAUGCUGGAAAUAAAAGAUGUGAUUGAUGAUCUCCUCACCACCUUCUUUUACAACUUUCCCCAACCAUCCUCAAGGACAAUUCACACUGUGUUGCUGUUCUUUUAACCCAUGGAGCUGUUCAGACCUUACUUGGGUGCAAGCUUUCAGGGGGCAAGCAUACUGUACAUAGCACAGCAACCAGUCCCAUGAUUGCAGUAGUUGUGCCACUAUAAUAUCAGGAAGUAUAUCUGGGAUUUUAUUCCAUGCUGAUGGGUAUCUCAUUGCGGAACAAUAAUUUCAGAAGCGUGUAUCUUGCUGUCAAUUUUUAUUUUUCUCACUGGUCAAGACUAGAGAGAGAGUCCAUGAAUUCCACUGAGGAUUAUCACACUGACAGGUGGCAGAAUAUACACAAAUAUAGCUCAGGGUUUCUUUAUGCUGUAGCUGCAUGUAAAACAUCCCUGAAUGCUACACAUUUAUCUUAUAGCAGGUCUUGUUGAAAAUGUCUCAGAAGUAAACAGUCCUCUAUAGCUCAGUACAUUUUAUUUUUUAAAAAGUCAGUGAUGAAGCAUUGUGUUUUGUGUAUUAAUACUAUUCUCGUUUUCUUCAGACUGUGCUGUCAGUUGAUGAAAGUUUAACAGAAUCUUUAGGAAUCCGAUCCAAAUAUGCUUCAUUACGGAAAGACGUGUUGUUAAAAUCCGGUAAGUGGAUCCCAUAUAGCUCAAGUGUUCCAGCAAAUGACUUCCUAAUCUUCAAAUGUGUGCUGAGUCACAAUCUUGACUGCAUUAAAGGAAUUGGGUGUAUCUGCAUUUGUUUUAACUGAUGUGUCAUCUUGACGACAUGCAUAUAAGUAGAUGGGGACAGGGGUGCACUGCUGAUCUGAAUUUAAGAGCCUAAGAACAUAAGAUGAGCGUUCUGGGUCAAACCAAUGGCCCAUCUGGUACAGUAUCCUAUUCUCACAGUGGCAAACCAGAGGCCAGUGGGAAACCUGCAAGCAGGACCCAAGCACAAGAGCCCUCUCCCCUCCUACGAUUUCCAGCAACUGGUAUUCAGAAGCAUUAGAGACUUUGGUUGCAAUUUCUGAUCAUUUGUAUUGGACUAAUACAGUGGUACCUCGCAAGACGAAUGCCUCGCAAGACAAAAAACUUGCUAGACGAAAGGGUUUUUUGUUUUUUGAGCUGCUUCGCAAGACGAUUUUCCCUAUGGGCUUGCUUCGCAAGACGGAAACGUCUUGCAUGUUUGUUUCCUUUUUCUUAACACCGUUAAUACAGUUGCGACUUGACUUCGAGGAGCAACUCAUAGAACGCGGUGUGGUAGCCUUUUUUGAGGUUUUUAAAGACUUUGGUGAUUUUUGAAGCUUUUCCAAAACUUUCCCGACACCGUGCUUCGCAAGACGAAAAAAAUCGCAAGGCGACAAAACUCGCGGAACGAAUUAAUUUCGUCUUGCGAGGCACCACUGUAUAGUGUUUAGUGCCAUUGUUAUUGGCCAUCGUGUUGUGUUAUUUUGUUCAGCUCCAGCUGAGCAGAGCAGAGCAAUCAUGGCUGGUAGCCAUCAAUAGCCCUCUCCGGUAUGAAUUGCUUAAUCUUCUUUUAAAGCCAUCUAGAUAGGUGGCCAUCACUGCCUUAAUAUCUUCCAACAUUCAGCUGCAUUGGAUGUCUAUGAAUUCCAGUGUUACGAGAAAGAGAAAACAUUUUCUCGAUCCACUAUGCCAUGAAUAAUUUUAUGAACUUCUGCCAUGUCGCCUCAUACAAGCCUUUUCCCUAAGCUAAAUAGCCCAACAUCUCUCCUUAUAAGGGAAUUGCUCUGUCCUUUAUCAUUUUGGAUGCCCUUUCCUGAACCUUUCCACACUCUACAAUAUCUUUUUUGAGAUGAGGCAACCAGAACUGUCCUUUCUUCUUGAUCCCUUGCAGUGAAUUCUUCACAGCUGCUGCACACUGGGUUGAAAUUUUCAUAAAACGAUAGAUAGAUAGAUAGAUAGAUAGAUAGAUAGAAGCAAGCAGUACUAGCAGAGUUGUAGCAUAAAGUUUUUGAUGCAAAAUGUCUUGCAAGGUUUCCCCCAAAAAACAUCACUGGAAGCAAAAGUUAGUUUUCAGUGGCAACAGUUGAUAUGCUGUGUGAUCUAGAAAAAAAGUAUUUGUGUGUCGCUUAAGUGCUUCUCUGCAUGCACAGGGAGACAUGCCAAUUUUUUGCUCACAGUUGCAGUGCCAUGUGCUGUAUGAAACAUGUCUCUGGAAGGGCUUCGGUUAGAAGCACAUGGCAGCCCACAUUCACAAAGAGCUGCAGGAGGAGGAAGGGAAGUCCUUAGAGCAGCCUUCCCUAAACUGGUUUUGGACUACAAUGCCCUUUAGUCCCAGUUAGCAGGUCAGCAGUUGAGGAUUAUGGGAGUUGCAGUCCAAAGCAUUUGGCGGGCACCAGACUAGGGAAGGCUGCCCUAGCAAAUGCACAUAAACCUUUGGAUCUUGACCACCGUUGUAUCACUGGCUGAAGACAGAGGCAGCUCACAACACUGGGAAGACACUUCCAGGUCUCUUCUAGAAAGAUAUACCCACAGCUGUUUCUGUUGUAACCAGCAGAUGGAAUGCUGAUAAAUCCUUUUGUGCCUCUCCCUGCUUGUUUUGUUUCCCAGCCAUAGGAGGAGGCAAACUGCCCUGCAGCCCAGCUGCCUAAGAUAGGUGGAGGGUUGUGCUGUGAGCUCCCUUUCCAUAUCACAUCUGUCUUCAGUCAUGUUUCAUCAGCUGGGGAUGUACUUGUAAGAAUGAUGCAACAAAAUAAUUGUGUGUGUGUCCAUAUACAUACACCAUUGAGACUCUUUUCUAUAUAACUUCGUCAUGUGAACUCAUUCUGAGUGGCUUGCUGCAGAGUGGCAAACUAAACAGAAUUGCUUAUUUUUCAGUGUUUGUUGGACACAGAGCAUUACUCAUCCAAACGCUUAUCUAGCAUCAUCUGUGCUGUUGCUAAUAAAGGCUUCCUUUCACCAAUAUCUAUUAUUAUGGUAGCACUCUCCUUGGACAUCAGUACUGGGAAGCUAAGGCACUACUUGGAAACGAACAGCCACACAAUUUAUGUGAUUGUGUGCAGGAGAAAAGUCUAGGCCACGUCACGUGGAUGAAGCUUGGGUUGUGGGAUUAGGAUUGCCUGCAAAAGUGUGGUCCCGAAAAGCUCAUUAUAAAGCUGUUGGGCAUCUGCGUUGUAACCCAAAUAUACAUGUCUAUGACUAUAACAUUUUUAAUGCACAUUUUUAAAAUAAAAAAAUGCAGUAUAUGGAAAAGUGAAUCAAGAAUUGAUCAAACCUCAAUUUCUGCUUUUGCUGUGGUUGUUUGAAUAUGUGCAUUGGGUGGGGGCGGGGAGUUAACUAAGUGCAAUGCUGUUACAUUAAUCUUUUGUAUGUUUUGGUGUAAUAGGCCAUUUGUGAUCUCUGAGCCUCUUAACAACUUUGGUGUUAGAGGAACGGAGUUUGUAUUAUCUGGUAGCAAAUUAUGUCUUUUAACAUUUUAGUGUUUGGAGGGGCCAUUUGUCGGAUGUAUCGCUUCCCCACCACGGAUGGGAACCACCUUCGGAUCUUGGAACAAAUGGCAGAGAGUGUGCUCUCCCUACACAUUCCCAGACAGUUCGUGAAACUGCUACUUGAGGAAGAUGCUGCCAGGUAAAUCCCACCAGCACCACAAGAGCAGUCCCUAUAGAAAUGUUUUUGAAGUUAUUAAGAAAAUAAUAUAUUGUAUGCAGCUUCGUUGUAAAUACCUGCCCUCACAGCUCUGCAUUUCUGACCCACUCUCCUGACCUGCCUUGCAAAAUCUUUUGAAGGAGUAUUGCUAGGAACGUCCAAGUCCCAGUGGCACAGACCCAUUUUAUGAACUUGCAAAUUUAGGCUGAUUUUCCAAAAAUCAACAACAAAUUCUGGUUUUGGCUGCCUGAACUGUCAUGGAUUGUUUUCAGCCUAGUUAACGGUUAGGAUGUGAUUCCCUUCUGUCUUCCUGUGACUGAAAGAUGUUACCAGCUGAACUGAAUCAGGGCUUUGUCAGUUUGUACUAUCAGAUAACUUUUUGAUAGAUAUAAUGAUAAUCUGGCUAGCUCAAGUGGAGUCAGGACUCAGGAUAAACCGAGUAUGCCAUGAGAAGUGCUGCUGUUGCUAUUACAUUAUUCAGCUGCAGUUCUAUAAAAAGCCAACCUCAAGCUUUGAGGUAAAUCUUUAAUGAGAACUGGUUCCCAUGGCCUUUUACUGUUUUGAAGCUCCUGGCGUUACACAGCCUAGUUGAAAAGUUAUUUUAAAGGUGAUGAAAUAUUAUUAUAUUUGAAACUCUGAUUUCUGCAUACAUCAUCUGCUGCUCAUUUUGCUUGGCUAUUACUAUGGUUUGUUGGACCUCAAUUCAUUUAGAGGUCACUGGCUACUUGACUCCUUUUGUAGUAGCUUUGUAUUGGGUUAGGAAACUAAAUUAGGGCAAUGGCAAAAAUUAGGAGGCAUCUACACUAAAAACAUAUGUAAAGUUCAAUGAAGGUAUCACAGGAAACUCUCUUUGGACACAUCAGUUUUCACUGAUUUGAAGAGAAGCAAAUAUUGCUGAUAAAAACAUACUUGUGGGUUUGUGUCCAACUUAAUCCUAUAGUCAAUCAUGGUAUCGGCCAAGAAACAUUUCCCGGUGUUCUCCCAUACCUCUCUGUAUUUUUUCAUUUUAUAUACCUCCCGAAGUUGAUUGGUAAUACUUUUUAGCUUGUUCACAGUUGUUAUCUGAGCCUUAUUUGGAUGUUCAGGUCCCUCUCGUGAUUAGAAUUGUGUGAGGGAGAGGAGGGAAUACACUGUCUGUCCCCGCCCCUGAAUCAUACCCCCUGGCUCUCCAUGUGUCCCCCAUUUGAUAAACUAAAUUGAUCCUAAAUUGCAUGUGGAACUUCAAUAAGAACAGCAGGCUCCCUGCUGCAGAUGUUCUCCUUCCAACCCAAGCAGGAUGCUGGGUCAGGAUGGACACAGGUGUCACUGGGAACAUUGAGCAUUACUCUGCUCUCCUUCUUAUUGUGUAUGGAAGAGAAGUCCUGAAUAGGGGACUUUUCCAUGAGUUUUGGGCAAGUAUCUUUGAAAUACUUCUUUUUAAGAGUUGGGAAGGGCUGUGUAUCUGUGACCAUGGCAGAGAAGCAAACCUCCUGGCAAUGGGUUGGGAAAAGAGAAGAGUGGCGCAGUCUGGGAAUAAGGUUUUUGGAGUGGCCCAUGGCUCCUCUAGCCCCAAACCUGCUUAUGUUUCAGCAGCAGUUUUUAAAGUAGAUGACUGCACCAUGGUGGCGGCUUGUUGCUCCAUCCAUCCUGCUCUUCUUUCUAGUCAAAUGUUAUGCCUGUGUAUGAAAUCCAGCAGUAUUGGGGCAUAUCUAGUGUGCAGGGUGGAAAGGUACAGACACAUUUCCUAAUUAUGCAUAGCGGAGUGGGUAGGAAUUAUGCAUAUUUCGGGGUGGGUAGGAAGUCGGGCUUAAUCUGCUCAUCUUUGUAGAAAAAGGAUGGCUUUGGAUACUAGUAAUGAUCAAUGGUCCUAAUUCUUCAGUUGUGAAGGGUUAUGCAUUGACAAUGUACUGACAUUUGCACCUUUUGAUUCCUAGUAACACAGAUGUAUUGAAAACAUUUCUCAAAUCUUACUCUGCAUGUGACAUUUCAAAAAGGCUUAAAUGAGUUCAUCGGCAUCACAAGCCAAAGAGGAAUGAGAAGAAACAGGAUUUGCAGAGGAGGGAAAUGACUCAGGGAGGGUUGCUGAGUUUGAUGGAACCACAUGAGUGAGAAGUGAUCUCUUCCAGUGCUUGACACAGAGCCAGUCACUCUCGUUUUCACCCCUCCAAAGAAUGUGUCACUUACAAUAGCAAACUCGGAAUUGAUUUAGUUUAGUUUCCACAGGCAGAGUGCCAUCAGAUGGCUAGGUUUUAGGCAGGCCUGUGUGGAGCUUGUCUGAGGCCCAGAGUGUGGGUCUUGUUAGAAUAAAGUUAUAAACUGAAAGAAAAAAGCAGUCAGUCCCUGGCAGGGUCUAGCUCCCUUCCCUCAGCCCUCUGGCCAGCUUAUUCCUCCAAGACCUGGGAUAAGUGUAUCUGGCUGCCUGCCCCCUUGCACGGGCCUGGUUUCAGGGUCCCUCCAAUUCUCUCUCCUUUCCCCUUUAAAAAGGGAAAACCUCUCCUGCCAUUUUCAGAAUAGCAAAAUAUGCUCACAUGGCUGCUAUAGGUACCUCUGCAGGGCAAGUUAGGUUGUCGGUCUGGCCUGUGUUCCAGGUCACCUUUGAUGGCAUGCAAGUAAUGUCUAGUUCUACCCAUUUCUGUCCUCAGUAAUGAUGCUGAUCUGUGGCUAUGGUGCACUUGAAAAUAUUGUCCUGUUGCAAUGCUUCAAUUUUAGCGCAUGUGCCACAGAAGUGAGGCCAAUCCAGCUGGAAAACCAAACGGAAUGCUUUUUGAUGAUACAAUAAUCACACAGGCAUCAACACUGCAUGUUUCCUGUUCCUAGGAUCAAACUUAAAGGCAUUUGUAGAAUUAGGGUUUUGUGCUUCUUCCCAAAUGUGGGGACACCUGUGUGGUUAAUACAGAAUGCAUGUUUGGAACUCUGUUUGUAUGAUUAUUUUUAAAACACCUGAUGUAAUGUAUGAUUCAGCUGUUCUCUAGAGAAAAACGGUUAAACUGUGGGCACAUCCUAUUUGCACCACAGAUGUAGUGCCUGGGCAUGGAGCAUUGGCACUAAAAAAGUUCUGUUUCACUCUCCCUUCCACCUCCAUCUGUGCCCAGACACACGUGUGGGCAACUGGGUAGGACAUAAGGAAGUGCAUCUUCCCAAAUGUGGGGACACCUGUGUGGUUAGCCUCCAUGAAGUCACACAAGAGAUGGCACAAUGCACCAGAAUGAACCUGUAGUUUUGUCUGGUUUAAGGCAAGUGUAAGGAUUGGCUGUAGUCUUUUGUGCAGAUAGUAUAUUGUUCUGUAUGACUGUCAGGUGUAACAGUGCCACAACACCUUUUUUAAAAAAACAAACAAAGGUGCUUUGGGAGGGAGGGAUUUUAGAAAACAUAAGCAGAUGAUGGAGAGAAACCGUGCCAAGCCCUUUCCCUGCUCAUUUCCGCACUCAGACAUACAUGGUUUAGAACCUGUGUUUGCUUCCAAUGGGACCCUUCCACAAAUAAAAAGUGUACUUAGGUUUGUGGAAGAGUCUUUGGUCUAGUGGACACACAGCCUGAUGGAAGAGGAGGGGAGGCAGUUAAUGCUGAUUGCCUGCAGCCCUCCACAUGAUAUCAAAUGCUGUUAUGGGCCAUGCACAAACCAUAAAUUUAAAGCACAUUUAACAUCCCACCCCGAAUCCUGGGAGCUGUAAAUUACCCCUUACAGAGCUACAGUUCUCAGGAUUCUUUUGCGGAGGGGGAAGUUGUGCUUUAAAUUUAUGGUGUGGACACAGCCUAGGGGGUCCCCUAACUUUCUAGAGAAGAUUUUUGGCUGGCUGAAGGGAGCAAUCUCAAGAGUCAUCUCCUCUCCGCUAACAGAAGAGGUGUUCAUUGGAUCAGAAACACAGCUGAAUUCAUCCCUUUGUAGCACUGCAUUCUGAGACAUUUCCUUUGACCUUUUUUGGAGCUCAGUGUUUACAAAUGGAGACUCACAAAAUUUCACAGGUAUGAUGGGGAAUACCCCCCCUUCCUCAGCGCUGCAGAGAGCGCCUUUCAUGAAGCUGAAUUGCAAGUCAGUUAAGCUUAUCUUUCAAACAGUGUAGAAACCAGCCCAAACUUGACUAAUGUCUCAAAAUGGCACUGAUGUGCUUGAGGAAGGAGCAAGUAAUAUAUAUGGUUGAAGGCAGACUUUGCUUUUUGUUGGUCAUACAACCAAAUUAAUAGCAUCUCCCUGUCUUUUUGGGGUGUUUUUGUGUAGGGUUUGUGAACUUGAAGAACUGGGAGAGCUGUCCCCUUGUUGGGAAAGUCUUCGUCGGCAAAUAGUUACUCAGUACCAAACGAUCAUUCUAACGUACCAGGAAAACCUCACAAAUCUUCACCAGUACAAAGGUAACUGACAUCUUUACCACCACCUCCAUAAUACAGAACGCAUGUUUGGAACUCUGUUUGUAUGAUUAUUUUUAAAACACCUGAUGUCAUGUAUGAUUCAGCUGUUCUCUAGAGAAAAACGGUUAAACUGUGGGCACUUCCUAUUUGCACCACAGAUGUAGUGCCUGGGCAUGGAGCAUUGGCACUAAAAAAGUUCUGUUUCACUCUCCCUUCCACCUCCAUCUGUGCCCAGACACACGUGUGGGCAACUGGGUAGGACAUAAGGAAGUGCAUGGAGGACCAGCCCUAGCACUAGGCAGAGGGAGGCAACCACCUCAGGUGGCAGAUGCUAGGCGGAAGAAGCAGUUCCUGGCUCUGCCUCCUGAGCAUCCCCAACCCUUCGCCUUUGCUGCCACUCAUCUCCUUGUUCCCUUAUUUACCUUGCUUCAGAGCAUAUUAUCCUGUCACCAGAGCUGCAAGGUUUAACUGCCAGUCCAGUAAGCUUCUGUAUGUGAAAUGGGGAAAGGAUGCUCUCUUAUCCUUCCCUUCAGAAAGAAAAACAUAUUGGGCAUUUUCCCUGCAACCCUAUCUAGCCCAUCCUUCUCUGUUCAGUGCAAGUAACUGGAGGGAAGGCUAGCUUGAAAACCUAAGAGAUUUUCCAUUCCCUGAAUGUGCAUCCGUUUAUACCUUGCCUUUUGAUGCAAACGCCAAGUCAGCUCACAAGGAACAGUAAAUUUCAAACAACUGGAAAGUGACACUAAAACCACAAGGGAAAACAAUAACAGCAGAUGAAAGCAGCAGCAGCAGAAAACCAUUGAAAGGAUCCUGAUUACCAUUAAAAGAACAGAAGAACAGCAAGGACUUUGCCUGGAGCCUAAAAAAAAUAUGAGGUGUGCCCAUCUGUGUACGUAGAUGGAGGAGGAAGAAAACAGGGCUUUGAAGAUUCCUACUGGGAUUCUCCACCUGUGGUGCAAGUGGAUUGUGUACCUUUAACUUUUCUUACCUGUGUUUUUUAUCUGGGUUUCUGACUUCAGAAUUCCAUUCUUUAAACACAAAACAAAAAGCUUGCCACUUAUUGUCCAACCACACCAUCCUAAGUUUCUAUGAUUCUUUGGCGCAAGCCAGGUGCCUUAGAUAUGCAGUUAAAUGUAGUUUAAAUGUAUGGUGUGGAUGUCGCCGUGUGUUGGGAUUAGCAUCAUCUAUUUAAACAAAGGACUUACUCAGUUUAGGGGGGAAAGAUGGAGUUCACUUUUAACAGCAAAAGAGAGGGGUGCUGAACAUUCCCAACAUUUCACUGCAUACCCUCCAUCAUUUUCAAAGAGGCCCUUUAGGAAAUCUCAUUGCCAGUACAAACUUCAUGCUGCAGUUUUUGUACUGCAAUUUGCCAACAAAUUUUUCUUAGUGGUUGCAUUUUUAUGGACUCAGCAUGCAGAAAUCAUCUUCUUUAUAUCCUCAGGUCCAUCGUUCAAAGCAAGUAGCCUGAAAGCUGACAAAAAGCUGGAAUUUGUGCCCACAAAUUUACACAUACAGCGAAUGAGAGUCCAAGAUGAUGCAGGAUCAGGUAUUUUUUUUUCUUUCUUGCUCAUAUAUCCUGUAGGUUCUAUUCUCUCUCUCUCUCUCUCUCUCUCUCUCUCUCUCUCUCUGUGUGUGUGUGUGUUUUCCCAAUCCUUCACAGAGAUGCUGGGUUUUGAGCUUGCAACUUUUUCAUGCAAAUUAUGUGCUCUACUAUUGAGUUACAGCUUUCAUUUUUUUGAAAAAAUAAAGUUUCUAGCCCUCCUACAGAAAAAGUUAUGAAGUGAAAUGUGCGGGUACUUCAAAACAUUACUGUGAAAUGAGCCAGCCUGGUUGCUCCUGAUUGCCUGUGUUUUUAGCCAACCAGUGAAACCAGAGCUUUGAUAAGUGAAUUGUUUAGACACCAGGCAUUGGAAUCCCUGGGUUCCUAAGGGGCUGCUCUUUUCCCCUCCUCUUUAGUCUACUUCUCCUGCUUUUGCCUUAUUUUCUAGUCCUCAGAUUCUCCAUAGUUUGCCCUUCCAUUUUUUCCCUAGCAAUCAGAAUGCAUCUUUCCUGUGUUGGGUUCGUCUGAGAUCAGGUAGUCCCUAGAAGUUAUUUUCUGCAAAUACUACUACAUACUCUGCAUGAGUGGAUUUUAAAGACCCCUCUUUUCCAAUAAAAUGGCAACUGCAAAGUAUGAAAAUUUGCAGAAUGUCUACUGCUCUGCAGGAGUUGAAGGCUGAAGCCCAGGCACUCAUUAAGAAUGCACUGUUUAGUUAACUUACAGAACAAUUAUAUACUUGUCUUUUCAGAAGUAAGUCUGUGUUUAAUAAGGCUUACACCCAGGCAAGUGGUUUAGGGGUGGCACUGGGCAAAAGUAGGGGUUUUGUGCCUUUGGCACCUGUAUGGCAGGCAGAAACUCAACAAGGUUACUCCUUUCCUAGUACAGAAAUAUGAUUACAGGAAAAGCUUCAACGUGACAGCAUUUUCUCUAAUUUGUGUUAUGCUGUGCCCCCCCAUGGCAGCUGUUUUGUUACUGGUACCCCACAACACUCUCUCAGAAAUCGAAAUGUGCUCACUGGUCUAAAGCGCUUGGCAAUCCCCAGAUAUAUUAGGUGCUUUGCAAAUUACAUUCUUGUAGUACAAAUUCUCACAGGCUUGCAGUCCAAGUCUGGAUGGUGAGUAUUCUCCUUUAAACCUCUCCUCCUCACUUUUGGCUUUGUUUAGAUCAGAACUAUGAUAUUGUAACUAUAGGAGCACCAGCAGCUCACUGUCAAGGCUUUAAGUCUGGAGGCCUGCGGAAAAAGCUGCACAAAUUUGAAGAUGCCAAGAAACAGUAAGUAGAAUGCUUGGUGGCUGUCUGCCCUCUCCUGUAGCCCUCGUUUUGUAAAAAGCAUCUAAUACCUUGUGUCUUUUUUUAUUGCUUCUACAUAUAGGAAGCUUCACUCCAAAACCACGAAGAUUAGAGCCAGUUUAUGGAAAGAGUUUGACAGAAGAAGGUUUUCCCAUUUUUUCAGCCAGUAAUUUCACUUCAGUUUUAAGUAGAUAAAUAGAUAGCUUAUGACAGCUUAAUGAGCUAUUGUAUAUUUAAUAUAAGCAUUAGCCUUUCUGUAUAGAUGUAUAAAAGGUUUGACUGUACGUGUAGAUUCCUGCAGUCCCUAAGUUUGACCUAGGCUGUUUUUACCCUUUGAUCUGAGCAGCUGAAAUCAAAUCAAAGGAUCAGAAGUCUGUGGGCAGCUCCUGGGUCCCUUUCUGCUCCUUAUACUGCUACGGCAUCACCAUUUCCUGGCAACUUUAUUUUUACUGUGUCUACUCCCUGUAGAGGGAGAGGGAUGUUCAGGGAACAUCCUGAAAUAGUCUAGAAAACUGGUCUUUAACCUUUCUCCUAAUUUUUCAAUCUAAAGGUUUUUGAAGAUUCUUAAUGACUGUCUUUAUUGAAGCUUCCCAAUCUGCAGUCAGAUGGGAACAUGGCUAAACUAAAUUUCCUAGCUUCUGUCUCUGUCAUUUCCUAAUAGGUGCCAAAGACCUUUCUUGAGAACAUGCUGAAAGAGCGAGACUCCCUAUUCUUUCUUGGUCUUUUAGCAAUCAUCUUAGGUUCUGUGAAAAGGAAAUUCAAUCAGUGCUUGCUUCUUCUUUUUUUAAGAGUGAGAUUGUAAACUCUGACCCUUUUUGGAGUGGGCAUUCCUACUAUAUUUUCUCAUUAGAGAGCAGAAACCUUUUGUAUUCUAUAACUGCAGGAAUGGCUUUGAGGAAGCACACUCUCUGGUUUCCUCUAGCAGCUGGUUCGUUUGGAAGACAGAAGAGAUAGGAGUGAUUUACACUUCUACCUUCUGUGUUUUCGCUAUAAAAUUUAAAAUACGGAAUGUAAAUCUUAAUCCUUGGAUGAGAUGCUCGAUUCCCAGAGGGAAUCGCUAGUAAACUGGCAUACUGGAAUUGCCACAGUUCUGACAUUGUUCCCUGUCUACACUAUAAUACAAAAGGUUAAGUCUAUAUAUGCCUGAAGGGGGGAAAGGUACUGGGAAAAUGUCAAAACGCAUAUCCAUAGAAGUUUCUUAAGCUGGCCGGAAGUGUCUCAGAUGCAGCAUAGAGAUGCAGAUUCCAUCCUCGUCGUCUUGUGGUCCCCACAGUCAAAACCAGAGAGGAAGGAGGACAGCAGCCGGGUGGGCUGGCUUCUAGUUUUGCUUGUUUUUUUAAGCUGGACACUUUUGUGCCGUUUCCACCCUUUCAGGUUUAAAUGGUUCAGUGGUAAACCAGUCACCCAGAAAGAUAACAUCUGCACGUGAGGAAUACAUGCAGAAAUUUCCUUUUAGAAAGCCACUCUACUUGAAACCACUAUGGAAGACAUUUCAUAUAAGCGUGCACCUUACAACCAUUUCUCCACCCCACCCCGAUUGUGCUACAGUCAGACCCAUGUUUUUAUCAUAGGUGGAACUCCUGGCAAAGGACUGGCUUUUGGGGAACAUACCAGAUGUCUGUACUAGCUGUUGUAUCACUACUAUUACUUGAUGUUGUAUUUUGCAAAAACAUAUUUGUAUGGAGAAAAAUAUGUGGCAAAAGUCUACACUAAACUAUAAUUAUUUGAUCUCUGUUGGUUUUAAGUGACUUGUUGUCACUGCCACAUCAGGUAUCGUUUUUAACCAACAGAUGGUGGUCCAGUAAAUAGAAUUAUUCUUCCUGCUGGUUCUGUUGGUACCUGGGAAGAACAUGGGCGCUGCAGUCCUCUAAAUUUUUUGAUGUUUAAUAUGUUGUGGAAACGUUGCAUGAAUAGAGGAUGGGUGGAAGGAAGCAGCGCAACUCAUUGAACUUGCUGCUUCUCCUUUAUUUCUCCUCCUCUAUAAUAUCUCCAGUCCUUCCUGUCUUCCUGCCUGCUAGAAGUCUCCUGGUCACAGCAAGGAGGGAGGUGGGGUGUUGUGAGGUCUGCAUAAGGGUUAUUAAUAGUGAUGAGGGGAAUUGUUCAGUAAUUUACACUGCCCAGAACAAUAACAGAAACCAAAACACAGCUAUCCUUUGGAAUUUGAUCUUCUAAUAUUACAGUGCAGUUCUCAUAACAAAAAUGUAUCAAAGUGAACUGUGUAUAAAAAUGCAUAUAUGAGUGAACAUAUACAAAACUGCAUUACAUUAGAGGAGAUUGCUAGCAAAAAUGUGUGUUAGGGGGAAAUGCAUACAUAAAUCUGUAUAUUAGAAUACAUACUAAAAUAUCGAUAAAUUUCCAUGAUGUGGAAAUCUGAACUUCUUAUUGGAAAAAUGAGAAACCAAAAAGGACCUAUAUAUCCACCCCAAGCUAUUAAGCAACCCACACUUGAGUCAGGAUUGACUAAUCUGCAGGGCAGUUCUUUUUUUAACUCCUUCCACCUCUCUGGAUAACAGACACCUGUGCCAUAUCAGAAUCUGCUUCUAAAGGUUCCUUCAUUGCCAAACCAGUUUGGUAUUUUGGGUGGGAGGCUGAUGAUUAAUGAGAAACAUGAACUGUACCCCCCCCCCCAAAUCUGUGCAAAGUAAAUUGUGUAGUUCUUUGGAUCCCAGCCCAUAGAUUUGUGUUAUGCUGCCAGAUUGCAGUUAUUUGUGCAUUUUGCAGUCAAGCUCCUUGUGUCGCAUGUAGCACCCAUUGUGCUGAUGCAGCCAGAAAUCUAUGGAAUGGGUUGCAAGUCAAAAACCAUUCUGUAUUGACUAUGAUUUUGUUUUGCUUACAAUUUUAAUGACAUAAGCAAACCUUAUUGGGAAAAAUAUUUAAAACAACUAACAUUGUUUAUCUAAUGUUGCUUUGCUUUGUUUUUUGCUUUUGGUAUCUGCUAACAAAUAAUGGCUAACUUUCAUUUGGUUUUAUUUUUUUUAGCAGUUAUGAGGAAUGUUGGUGAGUUUUCUGUUUCUCAGUUUGGAGGCAGAACUUUCCUGUUUGAUCUUUUUCUUUUUUUGACAAAAGUUAAUGUGUUUAUGUACAGAGAUGCCUCCCCCUUUUAAUACUUUGCAUUUGCUUUUGCUAAUUUUGCUUCAUUCAGUUAAUGUGGUUGUUUACUGGGGUAUGUUGCAUGAUUUAAUUUGAUCUUGUCAUCUGCAUUAUUUGCCUUCCUAAUGAACAGCUAACACAGACCAAGUUUGGUUGCUAGAACCUUGGGAGCCAAUUUAAUUGGAAUGCUUUAACUUUAAGAGACCAUUUUUGUUAGAAACUGAAAAUACUCAGAAUACGACAUGAACCUUUUACAUUAUAUUGGUCACUCUUUUUAUGCAUCCACAAAUGUAUGAAAAUUGGUUAGAUGAUUUGGGCUUUGAACUUCAAGUUGCCAGUGAAGGCUGAUAGCUGUUCAUUUGGGAGAAUGACUGCAGAUAGUAGUUUGUCGUCUGUGAACUUCAUACCAUCAAAUAAUUUAUUUCCUCUUAUUUGGCAAUAGAUUUGCUUCCCUUCUUUUAAUAUGAGACUCACCAGGCUGCAUGGACUGUGCUACCAAUUAUAUCCUAAUUCUUCUGCAUGAUAUCUCCCUUAUUGUAAGAAAAACGGUUAAUAACUCUGGAUAGUUGGAUGUGACUAUUGAGAUGGUGCAGAGAUUUUUAAACAGCUGUCCCAUAUAGAAACAAGGAACCCUGGCAAAAAUCCAAUAAAAGAGGCAUGCUAAAGCUAUUUUGAAUCAGUAGGUUUAAACAUGCCAAACAGAGUUUGAUAAAGGCUGCUGUCCUUGAAAUUGCUGGUCAAGAGCCAUAAAUGACCCAAUUGCUAUGACCAUUGCUGACAGUUUCAGUAAACACAUUGUUUCCAGUUAGUGGUUUUCAAGACCUUUGAUCCUGCAAAGUUAGGAAUUCUAGAUCCAUUUUGUCUAAACAAAUGAUGUGUAGAACAACAGCCACACUCCCCAAAAGUGAUGUCCAACAUUACCAGCCCUUUGGAACAGCUGUUGUUUUGAAAAAAGAAGAUGCACCUUUAGGCUUACAUACCCACAUGAUGGGAUCUUAUUUUCAACUAGGCAUUGUGCCAGUAUAGCACUCUUCCACACAUUUUUGCUCGAGGACAGGAGAGGGGAACCUGUGACCUUCCUAGAUGUUGUAGGCCUACGACUUCCAUCAGCCCCGGCUACCAUGGUCAAGGGACAGGGAUUAUGGGAGCCCUGUAGUUGCAUCAGCAAUAUAGGUAGAGGGUUAAGGGUAAGAAUAACAUCCUGGUUUUGCAACAUGUUUGGGACUGCAAAAACAGUGAGGGUUGCAAUCAGAUGGCAGUCCAUACAGCACUUGGCUGGUGGAGUCUGUUUGCCUUGGCUGGUCACAGGCAGUGCAGAUUUGAGACUCAUGCUUAAAUGAAUUUAAACUGGUGAGGACGAUUGAACAUGGGGCCAAGCCACUAUCCUCUUGUGUGUGUAAAAUGACACCAGGCAUCGGCUGAGGUCUUUUGAGUUGGUUGAAGGCAGAAAUUGAACAGCAUUUUCCUCCCUCAACCACUAGGGGGAGCUCAACUCUUGCCUGAUGUCAUCUUUGCAUGAACGGAGAAGACCUUAUCAGGGUAAGAACUGAUGGUCAAUUCUGAGUCAAAGGCUUAUGAGCAGAAAUAGUUUUGCUUUGUUUAUUUAUGAAGUAGAGAUAGUAAGUUCUAGUAACUGUGAGCUUUCUAGAGGACUUUGAAGCCUACCAAAUUGUAGGAAAUAAAUUAUCUUUUAAAAAAAUAUUUGUUUGUUAAAUGUGAAUAAAUAAAUGUAUGUUUAGAGCAGGGGAUUAGACCAAUACUGCAAUCCUAACCCCACUUACCUGGGAGCAAGCUCCACUGAAUUAAGUUGGACUUUCUUCUGGGUAGACACGGUUAGAAGUGUGCUAUAGGUCACAUUAAAUCCUUAUUUAAUGUCCCUGUGGAAGUUAUGAGCAGUCACUUGGCAUGCGCAGCGUAUGUUGCCACCCAAGUGCUUUCAUUAAAGGCAGAGUUGGGCCUGGGUGGUAAUCUGAACAUGAGUCCUUGUAGCACCUCUCGGUCUCUUCAUGCUUGAUAGUUAAUUGGGAGAAACUGUUUGCCUCUGCUUUCUCCUUUUUCAGCAUGGAAAAGGAAUGGAAUUGCAGUGCUGAUCUGUUGGAUUGAUUUUUAUUUUUAUGUUUUUUUUAAAAAAUUAUCCCUUUUUCCACCCCCCAGCACUUCGACCAAUACCCAGUCAAUAGUGUACAUACCACAAGAUAUUAUCCGAGCAAAGGAGAUUAUUGCACAGAUCAAUACCUUGAAAACUCAAGUUAGUUACUACGCAGAAAGACUCUCCAGAGCUGCCAAGGACAGAUCCGCCAAUGGGCUUGAAAGAACACUUGCCAUUCUGGCAGAUAAGGUACGGGAUAUGAUCAAGAGUCCCUAUGUCCCAUUGUGGUCUCUCUGAAUAUACCGAGAAGGCAACCUUGGCUAUCCUCUUUGAAUAUUAAGUUUUGACUGUAAGAGAGCAUGGCAAGGUAGUCUUAGUGGUUCCUCUGCAGUUCCUGAAUUCAUGAUGGAAUAUGGACUGUAGAAAGAGUUGCAAAAUACGUUGUUGUCUCAAUCCUUUCUAGACACGGCAGCUUGUCACCGUCUGCGACUGCAAACUGCUGGCAAAUUCAAUACAUGCGCUGAAUGCUGCAAGACCAGAUUAUAUAGCUUCAAAGGCCUCUCCAACCUCUGUAGAAGAAGAGCAAGUGGUGCUGAGGAAUGACCAAGAUACCCUGGUGGCCAGGUGGACAGGAAGAAAUAGCCGAUCUUCUCUACAAGUGGACUGGCAUGAAGAAGAAUGGGUAGGUUUGUUGACCUGGGAUUCAGUUUCUAUUAGCAGUCUUGCUGCUGAAAGCUUGAGGGGUAUAGUUAUACUACAUCUCUCCAUUCUGUAGACUUGGGUUUUCAGGGAUCACCAGGGAUCCAUGAACUUCACUCAGGGGAAGACACUGUGUGCCUUUGUUUCUAUGGCUGAAAAAGGGAGGUGGCACAUCCAUCAUUUUAAGCAAUAAUAUUGUUUUAUUAUUAUUUUGAAAUUUGAAUUCUGUAGAAUUUAAACUGAAUUCAGUAAGAUAUAUAUAAGAAAUAAAAGCAACAAAAUUACAAUUAUAAAUCAUAAAUCUAGCACAGUGGAUUACAAUUGCUGCAGAAAAGGUACAAUUGCUGCUGAAAGGUCUGCCAAGAAUCUCAAUUUUCAAGUGGUCAGUGGGCAAAAUUUUCGGGGAAAGUGCUGUUACAGGCACAUUUUUUAUGGAAAGCAAAAUCUGAAGACUAUCAUCUACUAUUGGAAGGCUCUUCAACUAGUCAGCCCUCAGCUUUUUAACUGAUAAAUGAUGUUAACUGAUAUUCUUGUUAGGAGCAAUGAAAAAUAGUGUCAUGAAGGCCAGUCCCCAAUUAGUUUUUCCACCAAAAUAUGAUCAGAAUUUGUAGCCCUUCUUUAUAUUGGUAUGAGACAGAAAAUGAUAUGCAUUAUUUAAUGGAUUUCAUCUCUCUUGAACUGCCUGUACAAAUGGGAGCAACAAUAUCUAAACAAGUUUUCUAACUUCCCAGGUGGUGUGAUGCUAUACUUAUUUUUUUUAUAGUGGAAAGCAAAAGAUGCUGUAACAUCUUGUAGGACUUGAAUCAAACUGUGCAGUUUCAUCCAACCAGAAACUGAUGUUGACUGUUUUUUAAUUCCGUUGCAAAGUUAAAAUGGCUAGAAAAGGGUUGUAAAGCACAUGUACUGAGCACCUUACAGGGAGAGCCUAUAAAAUACACCCUCAUAAAAAAUGGAAAACAUUCUCCUGAAAGAUAGUCUUGUGGCUGAGCCCAUUGUGUUGAUAAGUUUCUUGUUCUACUUCGGGCUUUUUCAACUGCUAUUUUGACCCAAGAUCCUUCCCGCACUGAGAUCAGAAUGAUGUAACCUCUCCCCCCCCCAUGUUAAAGUUACAGGAGUCUUUAGUUAGUCCGUUUGUUUUUCAUUCCUUCCCAGGAAAAAGUCUGGGUGAAUGUUGACAAAAGUCUUGAAUGCAUUAUCCAGAGGGUGGACAAACUCCUCCAGAAAGAGCGUUUGCAUAGUGAUAGCUGUGAAGACGUUUUUCAGUGUGACACCAGCUGUUCUAGCAAGAAAGGUAAACGGGAUACCCGUGCGUACUGGAUAAAGCCACGCACCUCAUCAUCUUCGUCAUCCCCAUCAUCUUCAUCCAUACCAUCCUCUGCAUGCCAUUGCCCCCAAGACACAAGUGCGUAUGACAGCCAUGGCUUCUUCCUGCUGCUCCUCCGCUUUGGCAUAUUUCUUACCCUUUUCGCCAUGUGGUGUUUAUGAGUAAGUGGCUGCAUUUAGACAAUCAAAUCUCAGCUCAACAAGCUUCACGCACCUGCACUGUGCUCCUCCUUUGAAGCAUGAUUGAGGAAGCCAGCCAGGAAGCUGCAGUUAAUGUUGGCAUCAAAAGCAGGUUCUAUAUCUAUGCUGAGCAGCUUCCAAACAAGGCCUGAGAGGGAGCCAUAGUUUAAAAAUGGCAUCUAGGUCCUCACUUGUUUGGAAGCUGUUAACUAUUGUUUCCAGUCUGGUGGGCAUGUGUGGCUGAUUAACUGUGGUUUUCUGGCAUGCUUGCUUGCUUGUUCAGUGAAAGGAAGGAAGCUGGAGCAAAGGGAUUGUGUGCGGAUGCGUGAAACUUGUGCAUAUCUUGGUGUAUGGAGCUGAGAUCUGAUCAUCUGAAUGUGGCCAAAAUGUAUGCUACAGGAGAGAUGUGGGAGCCAUUUUUCCUUAGAUUUAUUUCAAGACGCUAUUCUCAUGUUUCUCCUGAAACAUGUGGAUUAAGGUCUCCUCUGAAUAGUCCCUUCCGCUGAUAGGGUGUUUCUAAAUAAGACCAACAGGUCAAACAGGGAAUGUCUGCACAAGAAAAGCCAGAGGAGUGAGUAGAGCUUGGGUGACUGUUUUGCUGAAGUGAACUAGGAGCUAACGCAGUGACAAUGUGAGGAGGUGUGAGAAACUGCUGGAUUCUGCUUUGGGGCUUUGGCAAAAUCGCUUAACAGCAUUUUCUGUUUAGUUCUAUAUAUUGCUAAUUUGUAUUUGCAUUGAGGACUUCCGGUUCAUAGUUCAUGCUCUUUGCUUAUAGUUCAGAAAAUUAUAUACUGUGUAAUAUUUCUGUACAUCAGGUCCCUGCAGUUGAAAGGUUCAGGCUGUUUUAGUCUGAAUUAGAUUCUUCUGUUUCACCUAGGUGAUAGAGGGGCAUUCUCUGUUGGCCUCAUUCCUGUAUAUUUGUCAGAGUACAGUGACUUUUAGGACACUUCUCAUGUUCCUCAUUGUGACUAGGCCCCAUCAGGAGUGUGGGAAUUUGCAAAUUGAGCAUAUAUUUAGGUGACAUUGUUGAACUUCUAGGCCUGAGUUUCCCAAAGUUGGUCUCAAGCUGUUUUUGGACUACAACUCCCAUCAUCCCUAGCUAGCAGGACCAGUUGUCAGGAAUGAUGGGAUUUGUAGACCAAAAACAGCUGGAAGCCCAAGUUUGGGAAAUCAUGCUAGGCCAUAAUAUUUCCCCCUUGUGCUUUGAUUUCUUGGCUUGUAAAUGGUUAGAGAAAUUGUAUUUCCAAGUGUACACAGAUUUUUUAAAAAAAGUAUACACAUGUGUGAUGUCUAUAUGUUACACCUGUUUCUGUAACAAAUGUGUAACUGAUUCCUCCACCCCACCCCAUGCCGAUCACAGUGUGUAGAGCUGCCCUGCCAAAUUCUUUGUUGUGUUACACUGAAGGAUAUGUUAGAACUCAAUAGUUUCUUUUGAGGACUGAGAACAGUCUGCUUUCUUGUAUGACAUUUCAAAACAAUUCAUACAACAAUUCGUAUGAGAAGGCAACUGAAAACUACCUUUCUCAUACUGUAUUUUCAUUAUGUGUCUUCACAACAAAUUUGUAUUUGUGAUUUCACACAGUCAUUUCAUAAUUAAUAUUUCUGAGUUACAAUUUUUUUAACAGAGUAAAAUGCUGUCUCAUGAAAUAAUAUAUUUUUUCUUUUAACUUAUUAGGUGCAGAACUAGUAGUGUAUGAUUUGUCAAGCUUCAUAACUUUUCUGUAUUUCUAGUUAUUCAUUCCAUAUGUUGUUAAGAAUUAGCAAGAUGCAAGGAUGAAGAACUGAGUGUAUUGAUCCCUAUGAAAUAACUUAGAUAACAUGAAAACCAAUGCCUUUCAACUGUUUGCAGAUUGAAUUUAAAUCUUAAACUUCUUUUUUUAAUAAGCUGUGUGACAAUAUGUAUGGGGAAGAUAUGUUGUCUGAAUCAAGUAAUUGCUAAAUAACUUUCACAUCAGAGUGAUUAAGAAAUGGAUUUCACUCAAUGCAGUCAGUAUCUAUUAUACAGCACAGCACUGUAUAAUUUUUGUAUGUGGCAAACCUUCUCUCUCAAUUCAUCAAAUGUUUUCUGAUAAUGUAUUGGCGGAGAACCAUUGAAAUUAUGGAUCAACAUGUUUCAAUGCUUGCCGUUGUGCUCAGCUUAAGCUGUGCAUCAUUGCUUUUAUGUUUACAUGCACAGAGGUGCACUGUUUUCAAUUCCAAGUAGUUUAAUUUGCAGUCAAAGGCAUAUUGAGAUGCUAGAACGGCUUGAUGUGGAACGCGUUGAAAACAGGAUGUUUUUAACUUUAUUAUUUAUAGCAUGCCUGAUGUGCUAGACGCUAUACAAGUUAAAAACAAACCUAGUCCCUGGCAAUGGCUUAUAGUUUAAAGAUGCAGCCUGAAGAAUGAGCUAGGGAAUGACAAUGGAUCAGAGUAGAAAGAGAGAGAAAAUAAAUCACAUGUAAUGACUGAAAAAUUAUGAAGCGACUUAUAUUUGAAAUAUGAAAUGAGACAAGUAGUCAGCCAAUUUAAAGAUUAGUAAAUGAGGGAAAUUAUUUUUCACAAUGAUCGUAGCCUGUUCUGAUUUGGGUUUUGGCCAUGUGAUUAGAUGGAGAGAAGCAUAAUAUAAUUUGAAAGAAAGCCAGUGCAGAUUGGAAAAAGCUGUUGUUUACAGCGAAUCGCCCUCUGACUUGAAUGGAAGAAGUAUGAGAUCAAUAAUGCUUAUGAAAAGAGAUGCUUUUGUUUCAGAAAUCUAGCUGUCAUGUGAGUAAAUUCUAUACCCAUGUUAUAAAUAGGUUUGGAGCAAUACAAGGAGCCAAAGAGAGGAAAUGGAAGAAUAGUGCUCUCAGAUUAGUGCCCUUAGAGAACACGUCCCAAUUCACCCAGGACCAGCUUCGCACAGUUCAAACUCAUACUGUUUGUGCAACUUCAACGCAUGCAGUUUCUGGUAGCAUCCCUUCAUUCCUUAGUUUUCCUUUAACUGCUGUUUAAAAAGUUAGCUUGGUUCGAGAAUGGCUGAAAGUGAAUGCCCAAGAGGCAGCUUCCCUUUCUUCUUUUCCAAAGCCCCAAACUAAUUUAAAUGGGGAGAGAUCUUAAAAGGCACCUUGUGGUUUUGGUGGGAGGAAAUGGCAGAACAAAACUCACAUUUGUUCAUACUGCCCUGUUGUGUGCUUGGCAAAAUAAUCAGUGAGACAUGAUCUUCCAGUUCUAGUUGAUAGCAUCUCUUUCAUUCAUUUCAGUGGGAAUUGGAUCCAGCCUUAAUUUUGGGCACUCUGGCUCCUAAAAAUAUGACCUAGAUAUUUCGAAAUUUGUGUAAUAACUCUCACCUCUGUUUCAUACAUUGUAUGGCACAAAUUCAAACUUGUCACUGAAUAGAUGACUGAUCCUGAAGGAGCUGUGCUUAGUCUGUGUUCCUUGGUGAGCUAGCCUACAAAAAUAUGUGCAUUUGCGAACAAGUUUGUCAUAUUCGCACUUUACAGUUUCAGGCGCACAUGUAAAGUAUCUUAGGUGUACACCUAAAAAUGCCACAUGUGUGUAUUAGGGUUACUUAAUGCACCCAAAAACUCUUGCCAGUGUUCUGCUAUUCUAUUUAGCUGCUUUUAAUGCAAGUCAUUAAGCUAGUGGUUCUCAAACUGUGUUGUCUGUGGCUCACAUACAGCUGUUUCCAGCAGGCAACAGAGACCUAUAUUUCUCCUGUUGUCGUGCUCACUUCUCCUCCUAGUUUCCAGUGCUAGAAAUAAUUUAUAACACCUUGUUGUACCAAGCACAAGCGGUUGUGGAGUAUUUUAUGCUGGCACAAUCAGGAGGAGAGGUGAUCAGUGGUAGUCUGUCUGUGGUGUGCCACUUUGCAGAAAAAAAGUUUGAGAACUUCUAUACUGAGCGUUUCAGUUGCCUAUGUUUAAAAUGUGUUGCUUCCCCUUAAUCAUGCAUGUUGCACCUCCAUUUUUGUGCAGAUUGCAGUCCCACUCCUGAAGAGUCUGGCCCAGGUAUGUGUGUGUUUUCUCCCCUCCAUUCAGAGUAUUUGCUUCUGAAAACUGCAGAAGAAAAAGGUUGUCUGUGCAUCUAACACAAAUGACUUUUGCUGAUGCUAAUUUGGGUACUGAACACGUGAAUAAAAGUAUUUUUGCUGUUAGGUUAGUAGGUGCAAACUGGCAUUCCUUUCCAAUAAAUUUCAACACACGGUAAGUAUGUGACAGGAAGACAUUUUUAAAAAUAUGCUGGAAGGCAGUCAUAUGUAGCUGCCUAGUUAACAGGUGUUGCCUCUUUUUGUGUAUGUCUACAGAGUGCUGGUAAAACUGGUUUUAACCAAUUUGGUCAGAAGCUACAUUGAACCACCUUCAAUUUGGGUUUUUGUGUGUGUUAGUAUUCUGUGGUUUUUUACUGGGUGGGUACAAAAUACUGAGUAAUGCUUGUUUUGUUUCCCCCCUUUAAAAUAAUGCUGGGAAGCAGAUGAGGCUGGGAGCAUGUGACUUGCCCUAGACUAAGCCAGAAUUUGAACCUGGGCAUCCAAACCCAACACAUUAUCCCUUGUGCCAUGCUGGCUGAUCUUGAGAGAAGAGACAUGAGCCACCUGAUAGCAUAUUACAGAACUUGUGGGGGUUGGGGCCAGAAUUCUCUGAAUGUGUUUUUUUUAUAUAAAAAGAAUUAACAUGUGUUCGGGUUUGUGUGUAGAUUGUUUUUCAAGUUUCCAUUUGUUUCCACAGUAUAAACUGAAUACUUACUAUAAUUAUUUUGAGUUUUUGUCUAUUUAGCUUGGCUAUUUAGAAAUGUUUUGUAAUUUCUAUACCCUGAAAAUGGCUGUGCCAGAGAAACUAUCCAUUGUUCCUUUUUUAAAAAUUGUCUAUAAAAAGCACUUCAGAGCAAAUACAACAACCUUUAUUUUUCAUUGCAUAGAUAAUCUUAUUUAGAGUACCAGAUCAUUUUGGAAAAACUGUAUCAUAAAGAGCAGCUUGCCUACUGUUAAAAGAAUCCAGCUGUGUUCUGAGACAUAGGGCCAAAUAACUGUGUGCGUCUGUCUGUCUAUCUCUCUAUCAAUCUAUCUAUCUAUAGGAUGGGACACAGGUUUAAGAUACCACAGUACUUUAUGGUAUUCUAAAAACAACUUUCCGUAACUGCCCUUCAUUUGAAUGGCUGUCAAGGAACAGAGAGUACUUGCUUCGAGCAGAGCAGCUUGUACCAGAAUGCUGCACAUUCAUAAUAAACCAUAGGUUAUUUCAGUCAGUGGCUUACUGUUACAUUCUAACAGGGCCAGUGGGUUCAAUUUAUGGCAGUAAGACUCUUCUACAUUGUCCCAGUGUGGAUGUAACUAUUCUCUAGAACUAAGUUUAACUCUCUUCUUUGAUGCAAUUUCCCCCAACUGUCUCUUACCCAUGGUGUAGCAUUACAUAGGCACAUGACUUACCAAGGUUAGCUUUAAACAGGUUUUGCAAAUCAGUUUCAAAUCCUGAUUUCAAAGUGGUUAAAAAUCUAACCUUGGUUAGCAUUGGCAUAGAUGCAAUGUUGCACUACAGCCUGUUCGGACAAUUAAGAGUAAAGGCAUGCAUGAGCCAUGGGCCUACUUCCAAUGACUCAACCAUGGCUUAAGAGAUAUGCUGCCUUAAAUCCAAACCAGACCUUUAAGUUGUGUUAGUAUGUUUCUUAAAAGCUGUUUCUUUUUUAGUAUUUUUAUUUUAAAAAUUAUAUAUUGCCAUUAAUUGCCUCCUACUUCCUUUUGAAAACUGCAGGUGAAUGGAGUGAGGCCCUUUACCCAUUGCUGACAACACUCACAGACUGCGUAGCCAUGAUGAGUGACAAGGCAAAGAAAGCAAUGGUCUUUCUCUUGAUGCAAGAUAGUGCCCCAACAAUAGCUCUUUGCUUGAGCCUUCAGUACCGACGGGAUGUUGUCUUUUGCCAAACUGUAAGCAAGAAAGUAGAAUUCAUACAUUAGACUUUGGAUACCUUUUUUAAAAAAUGGAAAAGUAACUUUGAAAGCAGUAAGAAUUACUGCACAUUUCUGAACAACCCCCCCGCCCCACCCUGACUUCAGCAGCUUUGGCUGCAAUCUCUCUUGGGCCUAGAUCCUUUUAAACUAGAGAAUGUUUAAAUACAGGGGGGCAGGUAGCUGGAUCAGACCUUGAGUAGGACAUUUAAUCUCAUUAUACUUUUACAAGGGACGUGGGUGGUCUAAACCACAGAGCCUAGGGCUUGCCGAUCAGAAGGUCGGCGGUUCGAAUCCCCGCGAUGGGGGGAGCUCCCGUUGCUCGGUCCCUGCUCCUGCCAACCUAGCAGUUCGAAAGCACGUCAAAGUGCAAAUAGAUAAACAGGUACCACUGCGGAGGAAGGUAAAUGGCGUUUCCGUGUGCUGCUCUGGUUCGCCAGAAGCGGCUUAGUCAUGCUGGCCACAUGACCUGGAAGCUGUACGCCAGCUCCUUUGGUCAAUAAAGUGAGAUGAGUGCCGCAACCCCAGACCCGGCCACGACUGGACCUAACGGUCAGGGGUCCCUUUAUACUUUUACAAAAGCCAAACACGAUAUGCAGCAAUUGCUAUCUGGAUUGGUCAUUAGUGGGGGUGGGAGAGCAUGGAAAGGAAACUGGUGCAUUGUUUUGCAUGUGCGUGCACACCAAUUUUUUUUUAAAAAACCCCUCAAGUUUUCUUCACAAAGUUAAAAUAGGAACAGUGCUUCACCUGGGAUGCAUAGUAAAAAAAAGGGAGGGUGCAUUUAGGGCAAAUGAGGCAGUGCUGGUACAUCCAGCAUUAGUUCUCCCUGUCUCCAAUGUGGUAUAGCAUUAUUACAUAACUAUUAGUACUCUGCUUAAAAGCUAGAAACACAUCUAUUUAUUUCAGCAUCCUACGGGCAUUUUGACCUGGGCAGGGGGAUAAAUUUCUUGCCAAGCAGUGCUUCUGUUUCUAAAUAAAUAUAGGACUCCUGAGGUGUCUAUAUUCCAUCCUCAAAAGUUUUUUUUUAACCAUCUUAUUUAAAGCACAUUAAAAGGAGCCAAUGAAGUUAGGUAUACAGAUCAUUCUUUAAAAUUAGGGAGUGGGUCACUGAUGUCGUACCUCUGGCACGAAGGUUUUGGAAGGUCUCUUCAUAAGUCUUUGGUUACUUCAUUUCUCUAUUCUCUAUUUCUCUAUUCUCUUACACAGCUCACAGCCCUUAUCUGUGGCUUCAUUAUCAAGCUGAGGAACUGCCUGCAUGAUAAUGGAUUUCUGAGGCAGCUCUACACCAUUGGUCUGCUGGCACAGUUUGAAAGCCUUCUGAGCACUUAUGGUAAAAACUGGCUGGGGCAAGCAUGUCAUAUCCUUUUACGACUUACUAAACUUCAUUCACUGCAGAGUGUUGGCAAGGUGCAUGCAGAGGGUUAGAAACAAAAAAGAAGUUUAGAACAAAACUAUGUUGUAAUGUGGUAUUUGGUACAUAAAAUAUUGUGUAACUGAAAAUAGAUGUGUGAUGACCUUGGUCGAAAUACAGAAUACCGAGCAACCAGCUUUUGGUUUUUAUGAAGCAACUAUAUACAGUAGGUAUCAAUUAUACCACAUCAGAAAUCAGUUUUGAAAUGCUGGAAAUUUUCAAAAAGGUUGCCUGCUCUUCAAGUUUAAAAAGAAACACUGCUGGGCAUGCUUAUGAUUGUGUCCUUCCUUAAAAGUACAACAGAGUUUUACUUGUUACCAUCCUUCCUCUGCCCCCCCCCCAAAGGAGUUUAGACGUUAAGGUUGAAGAGUACACCAGAUUCACAUUGAAAAUAACUACUUGUAAUACUUUGAACACAGAACUAAAGCAAAAUAAAAAAUAAAAAAUAUAUAUUUGGGGGGUGUUCUUGAGCAAAUUGUCCAAACUUUAUAUUUUUUUUUUGCAAAAAUUCAAAUGAGUAUUCUCCCGAAUUGCUUUUCUCUAUAAUUCUCAAGUUAGAAAGGCUGUUGCUUAUAGAGUUGUUAAAUUUUUAUUUAUUCAAAGUAUUUUUAUACCCCCUUUCAUAAAAAUAUCAGGGGAUUCAUAACAAAAAAAAAUAACUAAAAAUACAGUAAAAUAAUAAAUUCAUUGGCAUUUACAAGUCCAAGUAAAACAUGUUAAACAGUUACUGCAAUAGUAGCCAGCAAAAGCUUCAGAGAACUAUUUCCCUGUUUUUUGUGUUUCUGCCAAAAUUUCAUGCUUAAAAACCAUGUCUGCAAAAUUAUUAUUUUGAUGAGCCACAAUUUUGUGAGCUUUCACCUAAGAACAUUUAAGUAUAUGGGCACAUCUGUAAAUGCAUUGAUUGCUUAUGCUUUCCAUCUUCAGCAAAACACAUGCGGUAAAUUUUCAUCCUAUAUUAAAGGGUAUUAAUUUUUGCAACCCAGCUGAGGUCGAGAGGAUUCAGGAGUGUAACAAGAGUCAUUUCACGUGGGGUUGUGUAAAAUCAGGAAAUCACAUAUGUUACACAACACAUUUAUUUUUUAAUACUAGGGUGUCUGAAUUCAAGUCAGUUGGCAAUAGCUUUUUUAUAUAUAUUUAAAGUAUGACUACUUAUAAUCCCAUUCAUCUUUUCUUUGUUUAGGUGAAGAGCUGGCAAUGCUAGAGGAUAUGAGUGUUGGGAUAAUGGACUUGAGGAAUGUAACGUUUAAAGUAACUCAGGCCACAUCAAAUGCAUCUGCUGACAUGCUACCAGUCAUUACAGGAAAUCGGUAAAGAAAAAGGGCAGGGGAAUGGGGAAAGAGAAGUGAAAGCAAGUUUUGCUUCAGCUAGGACACUUGAAUGGCACAAAGAAAAUGCAUAGUGGGCAAAUGCAUAGUGAUCCAAUACAGAAAUACUUUUUGAGCUGGUUUUAUGGAAUGGCCCUAACCUUUAACCUUGACCUGCUUAACUAAAUUAGGCUAUAUUUCCAUUAUUUUUUAAAAAAAAUAUAUCUCUGAGAUCUUUGGUGUGGUGUUUAACCCAAAUAUUUGUUAACAAGAUAUACAAAGUGUGACACAAAACUGACCUGCUUAAUAUUAUUUUGAGGAGAAAAGUCAAGUUUUUCAACAUGGGCACAGAAUGUUCAUAUUCAUAAGAAUAUGAAGUGGCCAUUUCCUACUCUGGUCUUCUCUUUUCACUCAAAACACUGCCCUGUGGUCUAAAAAAACUCCUUUCUGUUCCAUUCCCUGAAAGUGGAAGAUAUUAGCUUUCUUUGGGUGACUAAUCAAUAUAGAAUAACUAUGGGGAAAGGUGGCGGGAGCAAGUCCCACUCUCGUUCUAUGCAUAUACUUUUCUCUUUUUUUAAAGGUAAGCAUAGAGGCCCUGUGUGUAUAGCUAUACAUAACUUACCUUACAGGGUGGUUGUUAGGAUUACAGCUGGAUAAUGCAGGUAAAGCACUUUGAACAUUUGAAAGUGCUAUACAAAACUCAACUAUUAUUAUUGCCCUCUAAAUCAGAGCUUUCCAGACAUUUCAUGUUGGUGACACACUUUUUAGACAUGCACAAAUUGGCAACACAGUAAUUCAGUUUUAGUAGCAAAUAGAGGUUAAACUAACUCGCACGGCAUACCUACACACUGAAGACCCACAGUUUGGAAAGCUCUGCUCUAAAUACUAUCAGAAUCCCUGCUUUUAGGGUUCCUGAUCACAUGAAGAGAACCCAAUGCACAUACAGCUGUAUGAGCAGGAACUCUAUUCUGACCUUAAAAUAAGAGCACACUGGUCAGGAGCAGAGCCUGUGUUUGUGAUCCUGCUCCCUCCUCCAUCUAUAUUCAGGAAAUGUCAGGGUGGGGAAUCUAGUUAGCUUUGCACCUAACUAUUUGAAUUCUGUCUUCAGCCCAGUACAGUGCACAUCUACAUAAAGAUUUUCCUUCACCAUUAUGGCCUGAUAUGCAGACUUUACUCUUGGGCUUGUAAUUAAAGUUCAGAACCUGUCAAAAGGAUGGUGCUUGUAGAAAUUUAAUAUCAGCUGUGGCUUAGGGGUAGGCCAGAGCUCAGUGGUUGGAGCAUUUGCUUUACAUGCAGAAUGUCCCAGGUUCAAUCCUCAUCACCACCAGGUAGGGCUAGGAAUGUUGCCUUAAGCCUUGGAGAGCUGCCACCAAUCAGCAUAGACAAUAGUGAGCAACGGCCUGACGUGGUAUAAGACAACUUCCUAUGUUCCAACCAAUCUUCCUUUAGGGGAGUCCAUGGGGGAGUACAGGAAUCACAGCAUCCACAGAAUAAGUUGCAGUUUUUCUUCUUUGAGUUAAAUCCACUUAUUCUAGAAACAGGACUGACGGAAGAUGGGUUUCACUGAUGGUAUAACAGAGAACAUUAUGAGGAGACCAGCUGAGCCCAUUUGAGUUUUACUCCUCACCUACAUGUUAAGAAUCACCAAUCAUAAAUUCAGUUGUCACACAAAGUUGUACCAAGUCUUUAAUUUUCUGUGAGGCACCCUGAAAACCCAUUUACUUUCCCUGAGGUGCAUUAAUUCUUGAGUGCUGAAAGAAAUACAGUAACAGCCUUUACAAAAGCUGUUUGGCAGGGCAAGAAAAGACAAAUUGCACAUACAGUAGAUACAGAAGUGCCCUGAGACCGCCAGGUAUAGGGAAAUCUAUAAAUUCAAUUAAUAAUAAUAAUAAUGAUGAUGAUGAUGAUGAUGAUGAUGAUAAAUUAAUAAUGAUUUCUGAGUAGACUUGCAAGUUCUGUGCAGACCACAUUCCUCAGCCUCAAAAGGAUGUUCUUUUUAAAUGCUUUAUGAUUUGCAUUGCUUGUUUAACUUCAUUUUUUCUUGCCCUGAUUUAGGGAUGGGUUCAAUGUGAGAAUUCCGCUGCCAAGCACCUUGUUUGAUGCACUGCCCCGUGAAAUUCAGAGUGGCAUGUUGCUGAGAGUUCAGCCCGUUCUCUUCAAUGUGGGGAUAAAUGAACAACAAACCUUAGCAGAGAAGUAUAUAUAUUCUAUUUUUAAAACAUAUCACACUUAGCCAAAGUUAGAUUAAAUCAACAGUCCUCCUGGGACUAUAUUAAGUUAAUUUACUAGUAAAAUCCAGUUCCCUACAGCUUGGUUAUCCAAAUAAUGGCUCAGGAAUAGGUUGGGCGACACCAAGUUUAAAACAUUGGCUUAUUUCAGUUGCUCAGGUGGUUGUUCACUAGUAAAUGCUGCAUAAUGUAUAAGGUAUUUUACUAUCUUUUGACUUAAUCAGAGUCCUGUUCUCAUGGGUUACUUUGCUGCGAUAGCAUCCAAUGCUUGUCAUAUUUACGGUAAAUUGCCUUAACUAUUGUGCCAAUGUGGUUGCUUUGAUGGCCCUUAGAAUGUAAGAGUUUGGGAUGGUUUAGUGUGAUGUAAAUGAGCCAUACACGGGUGGCGCUGUGGGUUAAACCACAGAGCCUAGGACUUGUCGAUCAGAAGGUCGGCGGUUCGAAUCUCCUGCCAACCUAGCAGUUCGAAAGCAUGUCAAAGUGCAAGUAGAUACAGUAAAUAGGUACCGCUCCGGUGGGAAGGUAAACGGCGUUUUCGUGCGCUGCUCUGGGUCACCACAUGACCCGGAAGCUGUAUGCUGGCACGGCUCCCUCGGCCAAUAAAGCAAGAUGAGUGCCGCAACCCCAGAGUCGGCCACGACUGGAUCUAAUGGUCAGGGGUCCCUUUACCUUUACCCAUCUUCACUUCUCCAGCACAGCUGAAAGGAAUUUGAAAGCUUCCCUUAAGCACAGAAUGCCAUAUUGCCAGAACUGGCACACUGUGGUUAUUGUUAACUAUGGUUUGCUUUAGACAAGCCUUGGUCUUUGGCUCUGUCCAGGGGUGCCCAUACUUUUUUCAAAGAGGGCCAGAUUUGAUGAUCUGAACAUGCAUGAGGGCCGAAUUAGGCCCCCGAAACGGACUUUGGACAUGCCUGGUUUAUGCGAAAGUAGCUGUAAGUUGUUAAGUUGAUCAGCUGUACCCUUGAUAAUUUAGUCCUAUCACCCCUCUUCAUUAGUACCUAAAUUUGAGUGAUCAUUUGUAGUUUACACACUGUCUGCCAUAUGCUUAAGGAGAGUCUUAUAAUAACAUUUUCAGCAUUAAAUCUUGAAGCUGUUCUCCUAGCUUUGUUUGUUUGGAAAGGAUGUGUGUGAAUGAGAGAGAGAAACCUUAUUUGUGCUAAGGUGGUUCCUUUGAUUUUUAAAGGUUUGGCGACACCUCUUUACAAGAAGUGAUUAACAUGGAAAGCUUAGUGCGGUUGAAUUCCUACUUCGAGCAGUUCAAAGAAGUUUUGCCUGAAGACUGUAAGUGUGCCUAAGAAAUAUUCAUAUCUAAUAUGCUUAAAUUUAAGUUAAACAACGGCCACAGUCACUCAUUGUAGUAAUCCAUAAACCAGUCAUAGAUAAAAUGAAGGGCUGGGGCAGGAGAUGAUUUUAAGAGCAAAAGAAACAUGUUGACAAGGAGUGCAAACUCUCUCACACACCUGCCACCCGCUGCUUGCCUCUCAACAGCCUCUCCCCGGUGACUCACUGAUCUAUGGGGAAUGUAAAAUCAGCCCUCCCCACUCCAAUGAGAGCAGUUGUCCUUUUUAGAUUCUCAAAAGUAUCUGACAAAGUGACACAGUUUGGAGGAAAUUAUAUUGGAGAUAAAUUUGGCCAUUAGAUCAUGACUUUCCUAUAAAGAUGCAAAAGCUAACCUGUAAAUAAAAGGACAUUUUUAUAUAGAUAUACUUUUAAAGAGAGACAGUUAGGCAUGGGUGCCUUUUAUCUUUAACGCUUUUUGUCAUCUUCAUUUUUAGUACAGUGGUACCUCGUGUUACGGACGGGAUCCAUUCCGGAGGCCCGUUCGUAACGUGAAAUGCCCACAACUCAAAGCGCUGUGUCUGUGCAGGCGCGCGGAGCGAUUUAGUGCUUCUGCGCAUGCGGCAAAACCCAGAAGUAAACCGUUCCGGUACUUUCAGGUUGCCGCAGGACAUAACGCAAAAAGAUGCAACAUGAAGCAGAUGCAACGCGAGGUAUGAUUGUAAUGGAACUAAUCCAAAAACAAUGGAUUGUUAGUAGGAACUUAAAAUGACAAUGUGCACAGAUAAUAUUAUGCCUAAUAUAACAGAACCAAUUUGCUCAACAGAAUGAUCUCUCAUAUAUAUAUAGAGAGAGAGAGAGAGAGUAAGUAGAAGUACUGGAGUAUAAAAUUAGCAUGAUGAAAACUGAGUUAUAAGAUUCUGUUUAAAAAGUGAGUAUACAGAAGCAAUUUGGCAGUCAUCAUCUGAUAAACCCGUAAUUUAGUAUUUAAUUACUAAAAAAUUUAGUAUUUUUCUGUCCCUGAACUUAAAUUAUAUCAUGGAGACCAAUCACAUACUGGUAAUUAAUAAGAUAAGAAAGGGGGGGGGGAAUCAAAAUUAAAUGGGUGAAUAUUAUAUAAUAGUCAAGAUAUGAUGUGGCAAGCACAGUAAAAGAGGAUUGAGCCAUCAGUACCAGGCCCUAGUUAUCAUGUUUCACAAUGAGCAAGAUGGUGGCUUGUGACUUUGUGGGGGGCAACACCUAUUUCCCUACCAAAAAAAAACCCAAUACAGAGGUUUUGUGCAAAAUAGCUAUUUAGCUGUACUGAAAUUCUGAUAGAGAUCUUGUGGAAAACAUCCAUUUUAUUAUUAUUUUUCAAGAAGUCAUGAUGUACAUAGAUGUCUCCUAGGUGAUCUGCUACACAUAUUGAGAUGCUAGCUCUACCUAACUAGGUUGCUGAAAUUCCUACAUGCCUUCAGCAUGCAGUAAUCAGUGGAAACAGGCCUGCUGCCAGAACUGCCAGAAACAAAAUAGGUCCAGUUGAGGAGAAAAUGGGAGUAGGGAUGUGGCAACAGGGAGUACCCACUGAUGCACGUUACAAAUCAUCCACCCAAAGAACGUACUAACAAACUUCCACAUGACCAGUGAUAGUGGAUGCGUAAUUGAUUAUUUUUAUUUAAGGGUUCUUCCACAGUAAGAGGAAAUUAUGAUUAACUGUAUAAAAAUAUGACAGACUGGCAUUUUGCUUACGAUGAUGUAAUAUGGACGGUGUGAAGAACUUGUGUGCACAGGUAGUAUUGGUUCCACCAUAAAGGCCCACCUGGGAGCACCUUAAUAGAGAAUAAUAUAGCUAUGUCUUACAAUAAAAGAGCAGAUAAGAGUGAAAUGAGAUGGUUUUUCAAUAUAUUCAAGUGAGGUCAUGUCCCAAGAGCCAAUUAAGAGAAGAAGCUGAGACAACUGAGGUUGAAUUGUUGUUAGCAGGACCAAGUACAGGUAUGUUUUCUAGAUUCUACCGUUGAAUAUAGUUGCUGUUUAAAAUAGAACCAGAGGGGUGUGCAUCUAUUUUUUUUGGCCCAAAGGCCCCAUUCCCUCUUGGCUACUCCUCCAAAAGAAGAGGCUUCUGGAUCCUGCCAGUGGCCCAGCUAGUCCAGCAUCUUGUUCUCAUGGUGGCCAACCAGAUGCCUGUGGAAAACCCACAAGGAGGACCUGAGCACAAGAGCACUCUCCCUCCUGUCAUUUCUGGCAGUUGGUAUUCAGCAGUAUACGGCCUCUGACUGCAGAGCAUAACCAUCAUAGCUACUAGCCACUGAUAGUCUUAUAUCCUCCAUGAAUUUGUCUAAUCCUUUUAAAAGCCAUCCAUAUGGCCUUCUUAAGUUUCAAGGAACCUGAUUAAUAGACCAUUCCAAAGGGAGGAGGGCAGAUGGACUGGGAAGUGUAAAUUCCAGGAGGAGAAACUGCCAGAUCCAAAGCCUUACUGGGCUUGUGCCAGCAGCACAGAAGAUGGUAGAGUGGCUCUUUCUGGUGUUUUCCUCCUUGGCAGCUUGGUGUCUUUUCCCCCAUCCCUUCCCAUUGAUCCACAAUGGAGAGACUUGCAAGGGCAGAUGAUCUUCUCUGCCUGUGACCCUCCCUCUCGACUCAAGGAGACAGAUCUGCUCUAUCCUGAGACUCUUCCAGGGUCUAUAGGAUUGCUUUCUAAGGAAAUGGUGAUCACUUAUCAAAGGAAGCUUAGUCUUUCAAUAUAAAUUUGCAUGCGGGUGAAACAAUACUUCUGAACCAAGAGGCAUACUUACAACAUGCAUUGUGGCAGGCAACUUAUAAAAGGUGCUUGCUGUUUGCAGCUUUCCUAAGUACUUGCAUUAAAAAUCUGCUGACUGAUUAAUUAGGGGUGCUUUUUAGUCAAUUCAACAGAUUUUUUAGCUGAUCACAUAGUGUAGCCCUAACCGAAACAAAUGACAAUUUUUAAUAUGUGACAUGUGGACAGUUUCUUGAUCUAGUUUCCCAGAUUAGUAUACAGAUUCUAAAUUCCUGGAGUACAAAAUGCCAUGUGACCCCACUGUUCAGUGACAAAUUUAGCUCAGGGUGCUCAUUUCUACAAAAUUUCUAAGGUACUGCACAAAAAUAGGAGAAAGGGAUCAAAUGUAUAGUUCAGCCUGAAUAAAGCUGCAUGUGCUGAUAAACUUUUCUCUCAUGUCUGACCACAGAGAAUGGGGAAUGCUUACACUUUCUUUAUUUCAUUUAAGGUCUACCUCGAUCUCGUAGUCAAACGUGCCUGCCUGAACUGUUACGGUUUCUUGGACAGAAUGUACAUGCAAGGAAAAAUAAGAAUGUUGAUAUUCUUUGGCAAGCUGCUGAGGUAUUUAUUAUUCUUAUUCUACAAACAUUUGAUGGAUAUGCGAUGUUUGUGCAGGUCACCAUGUUUACCUUUUUACUGCCCUGCCCUGCCGGAAUAACACCACUGCCUCUGCCCACCCCUUAUGAGCUUUUGCUGGCUUGGUGUGCAGCAUGGAGUGAGGUGGGUGGCUUGUCCAGGAAGAUGGGUCUGGUCUCCAAGGAUGUUGAAGGGGAAAGGGAGUUACUUGUUGCUCAUUUGGAGGAUAGGAUGGUUUUGUAGCCUUACUAAGUCCAUUGUCCUUUGCAAAGGCUGAACGCUUUCCUUCCCAGGGUGCAUGGCCAUGAAAACCCAUGCCUACUGGCAGAAUCUCCUGUGUACCACUGUGUUUGCUAUGUGAUAUUUAUUUGUUAGUGUGCCAUUGCAGUAGGAUAAGAGGACAGAAACAUCCAGGCAAAAUGAGCAGAGGUGGACAACCACCUCCAAAAGUUCAUUUACAGCACUGAGAUACUAGUAAAUGCCACUUCAUUUUCUCUUCAUUAGGUGUGUAUAUAGUCCACCUAAUGCUGAAAUGGGGUAUUUGUGAUUCUCUCGAAGUUGCUGGACUAGUGUUUCUUCAUUAUUAUUAUUAAAAUUUGUCUCAGGGCAGUUGACAGGAUAAAAUCACAACAUAAAAACAUGAAAUACACUAUCAAAAUAAAAACAACUUAAUAAUUCCACCAACACAUUUUACAAGUGCAUUGAAUGUCAAUCAGCCAAAGGCCUGAUUAAAGAGGAACAUUUUUGCCUGGCACCUAAAGGUGUGUAGUGAAUUGGUCAUCCUUGACCAAUGCCCGUGGUGGCUGGAGCUAAUGGGAGUUUUAGCCCAAUAAUAACUGAAGGGCCACAUGGUCCCCUUCCCCAUCUUAAGGCAACCUUUCCCAGCCUUGGGUCCCCUUAUUGCUCCCAAAUGUGGGGGUAUUACAUUACACUGAAGCAUUACAAUGAAGCUAAUAGAUAGUGUCCUUUUCUAGAUUUGCCGCAGACUCAAUGGUGUUCGGUUUACAAGCUGUAAAAGUGCCAAGGAUAGGACUGCCAUGUCAGUGACUCUAGAGCAGUGUCUAAUAUUACAGCAUGAACAUGGAAUGGCUCCACAGGUCUUCACACAAGCCCUGGAAUGCAUGAGAAGGUAAGGACCGUCUGCUCGCUGGCCUCUUGUUCCUAAUCCUGGAGCCAUGUAAACUGCAGAUGGGUGGUUUUCAACCAUCUUUGAUGGGGAUAGUUAUAUAACAAAUAUAACUAUCAAGAAAGAUAAAUUGCACAGACUACUGUUUCCUGAAGUACUUUGGACCCCACUCAGUAUUUUUUGAUAUAAAGAGAGCUGUCAUAUUUGUAUGUGUAUUUUUUAAAAAAAUCUCCUAAAAGAGGAAAAUACUUUGUAUAGUUUUCAGCAGUUUAUUGAAUAACUGAGAUGUAAAGAAAAGUAUUGCACAGCAUGCAGUCUUUUCUGCUCUACCAAUUUGAAAGCUUUGUAAUUGUAGGAUUGCCUCAGUUGUCAUCUUGCCAUUUUUGCUUAGAGGUGAUCUGUAUGGUUUACCUGUUCUGUGAAGGAUACACAUCUGCAGGUUGCAUUGUUUUGCUAUGCUUAUUCCUCAAGCAAUACAGUUUGCUUCUUCAGCAAAUUGUCAUUUUGAAUGUUUCAUGAUGCAGCAAUCAGAACCCAUCACAACCUGUCAGUGUUCUGUGGUCAUAUCAGUUUAACUCCUGUUUUCUGAAGCUGCAGACAUACUUGAAAAUUCUAUUGUUUUUAAAAUGUAAGGAAUCUGUUUACUGUUCAAUACAUUGUUUCAAGCACUACCCGAAAGCUCCAAUUUUACAUACCAAAAAAGAAAGGAUAAGAAAUCCAGUUUUAGUCUUUAUUGGUGUUUUCAGCACUACCGUGGAGUCCUGUUCUCAACAUUCACUUACGCUGAAUGUACUGUACUGUGUGUCUUCUCACCAAAUUCUCAAAAGUGUUCAAUUCUCUUAUCCUUUCUGUAUGUUUUUGCUAUUUGAUCCUUUCUAAAUCUUCAAUGGUCUACUUUUUAUGUUACCUUUUUACUUCAGCAAUAUUGCUUUCUGAAUUUGCCAUGGAGUCUUUUAUGUAAAGCAUAUGAUUCCAUAAAGGGGAAUCACCUUAAACCCGGGCUAUGAUUAAACCAGCAUCUUGGUUAAGAAAACAUUAACAUAUAUAAGAGAGAAAGAGAUAGAAAUAUAUAUGCUCAAAUGUAUUCGCAGCCUCAUUCAUAAUAUUUAAUUGAUGUCCUUCUGAUAAUACUAACUACAUUUUUGAUAGAUCUGGACAUUUUUAAUAAAAGUGGGUACAAUAUAGGCAUUGUUCAUCAUUUUAAAGUCUCAUUUAAUGCACCUGAUUGUUUACCCAAUUCUGGUCUGGGAGAGAAAAGCCAUGCCAUUUAUGUUAAGUGCAUUUAACAUUUAGGAAAACAACAUCAUUAGGGCUGGACCCAGAGAAAUGCUGGGAGAAGGGUGUAAAUUGGAAGGUUAUCACCCCACUCCCAUCCUUCCUUCAAGAGCCCCAUCAAGAGCUUCACAUAAGGGUUGGUAUGCGGUGGUGCAGGGGACUGCUAUGGAAGGAGGAAUCCUUAGAAAUUGGAGAGAGGCAGUCAGGGGUGUAGCAUGGGGGGGUGUUUCCAGGGUGAUUGUCCGGGGUGCUGCUUAUGCCACCUUCCCUGAACCAGCCUUGCCCCGGUGUUGCUCACUGAGCAGGAGGCCAAUUUGCCUUGCUCAUUAUGGUGGAUUUUUGUUUGUUUGAUGACUUUUUAAAAAUCAUUUUUUAAACUAACCUACUUUGGAGUUAAGUAAUUUUUAACACCGAUACCUUUAAUAGCUAGGUUAUUGAACUAAUAUGGUACAACUCACAUUGAAGAAUUUUUGAAAGGGUCAAAUGCUAUAAUGGUUAUUCAUGUUCAGUUUUGCUUUUCAGAGCUCCCUUCCUUUGCAGCAUGUGGAAGCAUGGCAGAGCAGCAUGGAAACAUUGCUUGGCCAAAUGAGAAAAUGAACAUGGAAAACCAUUCUUGUUCAACCUACAUGUAUUUAUUUUCAGUAGAUUACAGUAUUCUUUCUUAUUUUCUCUUUUUAUUCUCUUUCUCUCUCCUUUAUUCUGUAAUUGUGCCUUUUAUUAUUAUUAUUAUGAUUUAAAAUUGGCACACCUCCCUAUUCUUUAACCUAACACGUUCUAUUUUCUGUUGUGGCUUCUUUGAUGUUUCUUUUUCUCCUCUUCUUGAUUUGAUUCUGUUUUAUUUUGCCACUUUUAUUUCCUUUUGGUACGACCAUUGCAUGUCUGUGUGUGUUUCUUUCUUUACUUUCCUUUCUCCCCGAACUUCUUCCUUUUCACAGUAUUGGAACACGGGAGGUAGUCACGCAGAAGAACUUGUGUGGCCUGGUGCCCAUCCGGGAUUUCAGGCUAGACCCCAAUCUUCUCUACUCUAUUCCUUUACUAGCUCUAAGCCCCAAUUUACUGAUUGUGUGGCUAUUUCUGAGCAUUGCCUACUUGGUGGCUAAAUUACGUUGCAAGUGAAGAUGAGUUUAAAAGCAAACAGAAGCAAAAAUUUCAAUGAAGUGCCAGAAUAUUUAUUGCCACCUGGUACCUAUUUGUUAAAGAAUGUCUCAUAGCAUCGUCUGCCAAGAAUAAUAAUUAUUAUUAUGCCUUACAAUUUUGUGUUUCUAUUGUACUAAACUUGUAAAUACACAUCAGAUUAUUUUAUGAAAAGGAAUUGUAUCGAACGUUUAAACUGUUAACGCUUUCAGUGCUUGUAACAUAGUCUGACAGCGGCCCUGUUACCUCGGUAUUUUACCCAACCUGAAGAUUAGUUUCUCUUACCAAAUAUUUUUCAGGCAUCCAAAUCUCUUUUACUUUCUCUCUGUGUAGAUACACACAGUUUUGUUUCACAUGUUCCAUGUAUUCCAGAGAAAGGAACUUGUAUUCCAGAGAAAAGAAUUUGUAUCUUUUUUGUAUAUUCUUAAAGUGUGUCAAUCUUGCGUUUCAUAUUUAUGUGAUAUGCGAAGAAACAAAGUGAUCGUUUGCAACAGGUUUAGCUAAACAAAUAUGCUCAGCACCUUACUACUUUGAUUUCUAGGCAUAGCCUCUAAAAUGGCGUUUGUCAACUUGGUGCCCUCCAGAUGUUUUGGACUACAGUUUCACCAUCCCCUGCCAGCAUGGUUGUGCUGGUUGGGGGCUGAUGGAAGUUGUAGUCCAAAACAUCUGGAGAGGGCACCAGCUUGGUGAAGGCUGCUCUAAAUAAUUAUAGCGAUCCAUGCUUAGAAUCAUGUACUUGUUUCCCCCCCCGCCAAGUUAAAUCUGUUGCAGCAAAUUAUACCAACUUUUAAAAAAGAACCAACUUGAACUGCAGUGUGCUGCAUGCAAUAUACCGUACUUUCAGUUUAUUUCUAUAUCUACUUUUUUAAUGUAUCAAAAAGGGAAGAGUGGGUAGCGAAGAAUAGCUUACAAAUAAUCUGUAAUUGUAUUUAAAUCUCCGGGAAAAUAUUUUUAUAGUAUAUGUGAAUGCGAUCAUAUGUAAAUUAAUCCUGACAUUAAAUAUUGCCAUAAAAGAUGCACUAAUGAGAUAUUUCAGCUAAUGGUUAACGUUUUAGUUAGAAGACAUGAAAUAAACUUAAAAUAGUUAAAAGAUGCUAACAUAAUUGAGAAACUGUUCCCAGAAAAUUACUCUAAUACUUCAGUGGACAACAGAGAAUUAUACUUAAUUGCUGCAGUUAUGAUAUUUAAUUGUCCAAAUAUGCACAUAUCAGCAUUCAGAAAGCUUGUAUAGCUAUAAUAUUAAAGUUAUAAUUUUGUGGAUUAAUUUAAUUAAAAGGCAACAGCCAACAUUGCACAAACGGAGUUCCCCUUCUCUUCCACUCCCCAUUCCCUCCCCAAUUCUGCUUCAGAAGGUCUAUGAACCUCUAGAGCAGAUUUGGGGGGUGCAUGGGAACGUGAGGAAGAUGAAACCCCACUGCCCUAGUGGCAGUCCAUUCCACAGGCAUGUCACUGCCAUUGUAAAUUUGAGAUUUUAAAGGAGUUAAGUAGGCUUAGAGACAGAUUCUAACUGCCAUGUUCCAUUGUGCUAUGUCCCACUGGUACAAAGAUGUUUCGAUUGCAUUUAUUUUGACAACUAGUAUAAGAAGCAGAUGUAGCCUUGAUUAUGGACUGUUUGUAUGUUACCAGAGUAGCAUGAGAGCUACUGCUCCUGUAGCUCAAUCCUAUUCUGCUCCAAUAACAUUUGUAGGAAGCAGUCAUGUGACUUGGGGUAAACAGGCAUCAUUAUUUCACACUACAUCAAAAUCACUUAUGUACUCAGAGUAGACCUAUUGAAAUUAAUGGACCUAAAGUAGACAUAUCUACUAAUUUCAGUGGAUCUGGUCUGAGGAGAUGAAAAUUGGAUGCAACCCAGUGAUGUUGGUGUGGGAAAUAUUCCUGAUGCACGAGACUGCUUUAUACAGACAUUACUGUAGAAUGUUUCUACAGUGCAGGUUUCAUCUGCUCAGAAGCAGCAGCCACACUACUCAGGCAAUAUAACAACAGGUCUUGUGAGGAAUGCAUUGCAAGAUAAUUAUCCACCCCACCCCCCUGAAAUGUAAGCAUACCGCACGGCAGCAUUAAAGCCUUUCUUGUCAGAGGAAUGCUUCAUACAUACAUUGUAACUUGUUAUUGCAUGCAUUGAAUCUUGCCUCUCAAACAAGAAUAAAAAAACACGCAUAGCGUCAAAAAUGUCUAUCUGGGUCAUAUGUGUUUCCCAGAAGCCAUAAUUUCAAAACACACACACACUUCUUGGUAAGUAGCCAGUUGUUAGGCUGACUACAACCAGGCAAGGAAGCAGUUUUCCUUUUUUUUCUUGUAGGCUGUCAGUGUGCCACAAAUGAUUAACAUAGGCAGGGGUGGGCUAGUCAAUAUUUGUAAGACUUAGCUAUAGCUAUCCUGCCUUCUCCUUCUGCAGCACCGAAGAUAAUGGGGUAGCUCUUAAAUAUGCAGAGCUUUGUGAAUCCAGAAGAGCUCAGGAUGGUACCAAAUGAGUUUCAGAUAAUAAACACAUCAUCAAUCAGUGUACACAGAGUAAGCUGAGUGCACAAAAUCAGACUAUCUAUACAUACCCCCCCUCUGCAAGACUGCUAAAUCAAAAUGUGUGCAAAUUGUUGCCACAAAUCUAACACCCUAGAAUACUUUUGUGCUUUUAAAUGAAUCUAAGUGACACUCAAGUAUAAAUUAAAGUCACUACAGAUAGUGUGACGCUGUGGGUUAAACCACAGAGCCUAGGGCUUGCCGAUCGGAUGGUCGGUGGUUCAAAUCCCCUCGACGGGGUGAGCUCCCAUUGCUUGGUCGGUCCCUGCUCCUGCCAACCUAGCAGUUUGAAAGCACACAGUGCAAGUAGAUAAAUAGGUAUCGCUCUGGCAGGAAGGUAAACAGCAUUUCCGUGCGCUGCUCUGGUUUGCCAGAAGCAACUUAGUCAUGCUGGCCACAUGACCCGGAAGCUGUACUCCGGCUCCCUUGGCCAGUAAAGCGAGAUGAGCGCCACAACCCGAGAGUUGUCCGCGACUGGACCUAAUGGUCAGGGGUCCCUUUACCUUUACCUAUAAAAUAAGUACUUCAGAGUCCCAAUGCAUUGUUUUAGAGGAAGGACAAUAAAAUCAUUUACUUGUGAAAUUAAGCCAUAUAAAAAUGUGUAUUAUACAAUGACAAUUGAGUUAAUGAAAUCAGUUAAUCCCAGUUUCAUAUCAAGGUGUGCACAAUCCAUAGAGUAGAUUUCAGUAUGAAAGUUAAACAGCUGUUAAUAUGCCCACUGAAAUCAACAGAACUUCAAAAGAGCUUGUUUGUCUGGGUCUUGCCUUAUGUUGAUAGUGGAAUAAAUUAUUAUAAUUCAAAAUCUCACCACCUUGGAAACAAUGCUGCUGUAGUUUAACAAGGGGCAUAUUAAAUGUUGCUGUCCUUAAUUGUUUAAAAUAUAAUUAUAUAUCAGUCCUAUGUUUGUGUGCUUUGUUUAACACUUAUACUCUAGCAUGAAACCAUUUUCAUUUUCCAUUGUUUUCUUCUAUAUUCAAAGGAACCAAAGAAAGUUCUCUUUUGAUGGUCUAAAUUAAUUCAUGUGUACCAAAAUGAUGUGCUUCCUUACAUAGCUGUUUGUCAGCACUUUCAGUUUCAUGAAAAAUAAUGGCCUUUUAAAUAGAUUUCAGAAAUAUUGUAUUGAAAUGCAAUAGAGUUCAAAACCAGAGUGUAAAUGUUAAGAUAGCCUAUUGUAGCAAUGACUAUCACACCAAAAGAGGACUGUUCCCCAGCAGCCCAGUAUAGAUUUUAUUCUGCCACUUUAAACCAUAGCUAAGGAGCAGGUCAGCAGAAUUAUUGACCCCAUCGUCUCCUACAAUUUCACAUGCAAAUCUCCACUUCUCCCUUUUACCAUGGUUUAUAGUUAUGUGCUAAGCUGGACUCCUAUUAUAACUACGGUUUGAAGCUGGUUUCGAAUCCUAGGUGAGAAGAAAUUUGGUUAGCACAAGUGCAUACAUAACAUUAAAUCAUGGUGAAAUGGAAGGGAAUGCACAAGCCCACAGCCCACUAUAGAUUUCUUAGGUUAACCUGCAAUAGGUAAUUUCCUAGGUUAAACCUGCAGUAGGUAAAUAUGAGGGAAGGUUGCAUUCCUAAAUAUUGAUGGCUUUCUAGCAUAUGGUUGGUGGCUGUACAUGAAAUAGUAUUUUUUCAAGCAAUUAAAUAGUACUAAACUUUUAAGGAUUGUGAUUGUAUUAGUAUUAGUUGGUUAAGUUCCUCUCCCCCAACCGCUCCUACUGUGCAUAGCAAAUUAUCUAGUCAUGGUAACCUUGAGCAAAGCCCUUGCUAAACUGAUAUGCAGGAAAUAGUUGUUGUUGAAAAGCAUUUAUUACUGCAUAGCAUAUGUGCCAUGAAAUACUUCGGAACAUUGCAGAGAUCAGUUGCAUUGCAACUAGUUACACUAUUGCUUUUUAGAAUUGCAAGUUUAGCAACUAGACACUGCAUGUUUCUAUUUCACGUGCCUCAUAGCUGGUCUGUUUAGUGAUCCACUGCUUUUAAAUUUGCAAUGGCAAAUUAUUCAAGCACCUGUUCAAGUAUUUCAAUGCUAUGAACUAACUAGUUCACCUCAUUAUUGUCUAAAAUAAUUGUUCAUUUUGUUUUUGUUUUUACUGCUGUCAUUUUUUGUGCUUGUCUCUCUUUCCCAGUGAGGGUUGUCGAAGAGAAAAUACAAUGAAGAAUGUUGGAUGUCGCAAGUAUGCAUUUAAUUCCCUGCAGCUGAAGGCUUUCCCCAAGUAUUACAGGCCUCCUGAAGGAACUUAUGGAAAAGUUGAAUCAUAA
Messenger RNA from Podarcis lilfordi (Lilford's wall lizard), 57503 nucleotides. Lineage: Eukaryota; Metazoa; Chordata; Lepidosauria; Squamata; Lacertidae. The record is from the annotation of a GenBank genome assembly.